Messenger RNA from Podarcis lilfordi (Lilford's wall lizard), 53167 nucleotides. The record is from the annotation of a GenBank genome assembly. NCBI's taxonomy places the organism in Eukaryota, Metazoa, Chordata, Lepidosauria, Squamata, Lacertidae.
AUGAAUGACCCUCCGCUUGUAUACAAUUGCAUCAAAUACAUUCUUGAAAGCAACCUGGUUCUGCUUAACACUUGAUUUAAAAAAAAGGAAGGGAGGGAAAAAGGAAAGGCAGCCGCUUCGAGAGAGGGUGUAUGCACUUUUUUUCCCCUUUUUCUUUUUUAUAUUCUUACAUUCCUGGACACCAAUCAAAAGAGCAAAUCACGGGAGGUGGAAGAGGAGAGAGAGAGAGAGACAGAGAGUGGUGAAAACUUUGCACACAUACCAAAAAAAAAAAAAAAGCGUACAGACAACUUUUCCCACCUAACACCCAGCAAACACAAACCAAAACAAAUAGGGAAAAGGGGGGAGGGAAAAAAAGGAACGGAACCGGGGGCAGAGCCAGCCGGGGAGAAAGGCAAUUUUUUCACUCUGCGCCAGGAGCUUCGGAACAAAACCGUUUGCCUGCUAACCCGCAGCGUCGCCCCCAGCCCAAACUCUGAGUCUACUAUGCUAUGUGUUGCUGGGGGGGGUCCAGGUAAGGGCUCGCAUCUCAUUCAGUUUUGAGAGGGGGGGUGGGGCGGCGGGGGGUUCUUGCCAUGCGCCUCAUCUUCCCCCCACCCCAAAACCGCUGCUGAUUCUAAUUUGAUUUGAUUAAAACGUCUGUCUGGCUUUGGGACUGAUUUAAGACUUUCCCUUUGCCCCCCCUUCUCUCUUUUUCAUGCAUGUUUGUGAUUACUGGGGGGGGGGGAGAGAAGGGGAGAGAGAGACGCUGCUUAGUAAGGGAAUAACAUCCAAAACUGACAGAGGAAAAUCAAAGUCACCAGCAUUUUAGACAAGGGCUAUAAUGGGUUACCACCCCCCUUGUCGUGCUUUAAGUGCUGCCCCAGCACAGAAAGAAAGUAUGUUUGGUUACCAAAAUAAAGGUUUGUUUGUUUGUUUUUAAACAAAGAACAGGAGAAGUGAAAGGGGAGGGGGGAACCACCCUGAAGCAAGUUUUUUUUUGCAAAGAACGAGGAAACGUCCUUUGCUCCGGCGGAUGGAGGGGGGGGCACAAAACCCUAGGAAGUGUCCAGUCUUCCUAAAUAAUGUUAGGGGUUUUUGUUGCUGUUGUUGUUAAUCCUUAGAGUUUUAACAUUUGCAGCCGGUUAACAAAACUUUUCUUGCUGUUACUUUGAAAAGGUUGGAAAGGAGUUGCGGAGGGGGGCGCGAUUACUUGGAAUGAGAGAACUUUUUCCUGCAGGGUGUAAUUUUUAUAAGCAAUGGGGGUUUUGUGUUUUGCAGACAACACCCCAGGCUUUCUGGGAGAGGGCUUGUGUUUAAAAUAAAAUAAAAAUGUAAAAACAAGCCUUAAAAGGUCAAAAGUGGUUUGUUUCCUGGACUGGCUCUUUUGACAAUCACGCUGUUUGGGGGAGAGGGGAGUCUCUUGCUCCCACAGUGUCAGCUAUUUUAAAAAGAAAGAGCAAACAAACAAAGCAAAACAAAAACAGAAAAAUCUUUGGGAUUUUUUCUCCCUUGCCUGGAUGCUGGAAAAGGCAAAGCAGGGAAUGUGGAGGGGGAUAUGCCGGAAAAUGUGAGGCCGAGGAGACCAGUAGACAGGCAUACGCAGAACUUGCUCUUUCAUGUCUCAAAUGAACAACAGCCCAAAUUCUCACUGCUAGGUCUGUUGGGGAAAGAUGCUGCCUAUCGGCUUGGGUCUCUUUACUGCCGGUCAGUUCUGCUCCUUGGCUGAGAUAGCCAGGAAAAGUGAAAAGGCAUGGGAGGGGGGCAGCGCAGGCAGGGAGGGAGAGAAUAGAGCUAAAACUGAUAGACGCAAAUGGUUCUAUCACUCCCAUCCAGCAGCUGCAGCUAGCAGCCUGGGACUAGGCAUCUUUUUAAGGGAUUUCUCUCCAGAACAGCCCAAAUUAGAGAGGGAUCCUACCCAGCAAUAGCUGUCAAAGUGCCAUUUGUUGGCUCUUUUUGCUUUAAAGCAGAAAGCUGCUUAGAGUUGGGUAGCGGGGGGGGGGGGAGAGGGAAGGAUGCUGCACAGGAGGGAACUGAAUGGGGUAGGUGUGACUAGAAAGGGCAAUGGUGUGCUGGGAAAUGGCACAGAUGCAUGCAUGUGAGAUUAUCUAGAGGGAUGAUGUUUCUGGAAAUGAGUUGAACCCUGUUUGCCUGCUGCAUAGUUGGGCACCAGUGCAGGCUGGCAAGCAGCAGGCAACACGGCCCCCUGUUGUGUGCAAGAGGGGAUGUGGGAGCCCAUCCUCCAAACAGACAGCCAACCGUCACACCUGAAAAGGCUCUAUGCUGUGGAAUACCAUGGCUGCAGAUCCACUGUACUCAUAGGAAGGUCAACCUUAGCUUAUAUGUGCAGGGAUAAAAAGGUGGCUGGAAUACAAGAUCACUGCUAUGGAGGGAGCAUCUCAAAAGAGAGGCUGGGACUAUCCCAGGGAAAGUAUCCAGGCAUGUUAUGGAGCCACAUGUAGAUUGGAAUAUACUCCCUAGUUAAGGACCAUACAUACUCCUCAUGCUCAAAACAGCCAUGUACAUCCAUAUGCAUGUCCAUGGCCACACCAAUGCAUCUCCUUUCCUACAGAUGCUCCUCAUUAAAUUUGCUGCUCAGAGGUAAUGGGGCUGGGAGCCUUUACUAUUGGCUUAUUUUCCAUUUCCAACUGUCCAUCCCAAGUUGGCAAAGACAUUAAGAGCCCCCAAAAGGGUCAGCUUUGAAUGAGUUUUGUUCCUGGUGUUGAUGAAUAGCAAAAUCAUUGCUGUGAACUGCAUGUGGAAAGGCCAACUACUCUUGUCGUUCUCUUAUUAGGAGCCAAAGUGUUUUAUUGUACUGCCCGGUGGCUUAGUGGAACACCUUUUGAAAAAGCACAUACAUGGUUGUCUGCAUAAGGAUGUCCCCUCUUGCGAAUGGCAGCAUCUGAGUAAGCUCUGGCCCUGCUGAGGACAAAAGUGGGGGAUGGAAUUAAUUUCAGUGCGUGAGAAGGGUAGAAAUCUGUGUGAGAUAGGGCUUGCUUAGUAUAACAGUGUGGCUAUAUAUAACUAGUAAACAGGCAGAAUGUAAACAGUCAGUGUAAGGAUAGUAAGGUAUGAGACAGGAUGGGCACUAAAUUCAUGCAUGUAAACAGUCCUAUUCAGAAACAUAAUACUUUUAACAGCCACGUUGCUUAAUACCUAAAACGAAGGAUGCCUGGAGCCCUUUGAGGACAAUACACCCUAGCAUGCAAUCUAAGCCACUGUCUUCCUGACAGCUACUUCAUAGGUUUCACACCUGAGGACUGGAAAGCCAGUCUUGAGUUGGUGUACAAGCACACCUUCACCCAUUUGAGUGCUGCCACAAGCUACUGGGGUUGCCCCACACAACUUUCAUCUAGGGAAAAUGGCACACUAGAUAGAAACGAGACUAGGUCUGGCUGUGGUCAGAAGGCACAUUGGACCACGUCCUUGCUGAAGCUAAGCAGGUUUGGGUCUGGUCAGUGCCUGGAUGAGAGACCACCUGGGAAUCCCAUGUCCACUGCCUUGGGUUCCAUGAUGGAAGAAAAGUGAGAUAUAACAUAAACCUUGGCUGUGAGCACUACAUUGUACAGUACAACUUGCCCAGUAAAUGGGCAACAGAGGAAGUCUUGCCACUGUCUCAGUCUGGGCCUGCACUGUGCCUUAUAUCAGCACUGGCUUCUUUCCCACAAUAAGAUGAGUUCAAGGCAGCCUCAGAGUUCUGACAGGUAGACCUCCUGCUGUCCAGCCCCGUGGGUUCGAACACAUCUGUGUAAGCGCACCCGCGUGCACACACACACACACACACACACACUUCCACGUGCAUGCCCUUUCUGUACAGAUGCUCCUCAUUAAGUUUGCUGCUGGUUUAGGUUUGCUGAUCUUAAGCCUGCAGCCAGGAAAUUAAAGAGGGGAAAGGGAAAAGUUAUAGGGAAUGGUUUGAAGGUUCUGUGUGCUAUUGCGACAAGACAGUAAAAGGCUUAUAUACGGAAAGCGGCACAAAUGAGGCUCGAGUAGGACAUUUUGAGAGACAGGCUUCAGUUUUAGGGGCACAUAUAGACAGCCGUUUCCCACACUCCUGGCUCAGUACUGUAGUGCAGGGAUGGCCAAGUUCUGUGUUCUCAGGGACCACUCUAUUCUCCAGGCAGUAGUCCGGAAACCGGAAGUAUAGUUUGAUGCACAGCCCGACCUCCUCACAGGUGGCCAGGCUUUACAAUUCAGCCUCUGCAUAGCUAUCAGACGGGGCACUGUUUAUAACACCCCCUCCCAAUAAUCACAUUUAAAGCAUGGAAUAACUCACAUAUCUUGCAACAUUUGCAAACAAAUUUCCUCUCCUUGCAUAUGAAACCAUGGGCAAAAUGCAUACCACAUGGUUAGCAUUUGGCAGGGCUGCCAAGAGCCUGAUAAAACUGUUUCACGGGCCAGGUCUGACAUCCAGUGGAGCAAAUGCUUUCUCCCCCAUGGAUCCAUGCCAGGCCACCCACAUGCUUUCUGUGAGAAGGUCCUGAUCCCAUGCAGGUUGCAGUCAGUUGUGCAGGCCAACAGGGGCAGAAAUGCUCUGGUGGGAUUUAGAUACAGUACGGAUGGAGAAAGCUGUGGCCCUCCAGAUGAUGUUGGGACUCCAGCUCCCAUCAGCCCCAGCCAGCAUGUUCAAUAGUCAGGGGUGACUGGAGCUGCAAUUCAGCAGUGUCUGCUGGGCUACAGGUUCCCCAUCCCAACAUACAGGGAGAAAGCCUGUCCAGCCACUAAAUUAGAUCCAGCCAGAUGUUCUGUUAUACUAUGUGAACUGAAGACACACUAAAAAACUGGAAGGUAGUACAAAUUCAAAAAGAACCUUAUAAAAACUGCAACCUUCCCACCCCCCUGCAAUCCCCAAGUCAUGGUGAUUUCAGUCCAAACACAGACACCCACUGCCAGUUAGUAACUCUAUUCUCAGAACUACUAAGGCCAAGUCCAGGUUCAAGUUUUCCUGCUGUUAAGACACCCUACACACACACACCCAAGAUCACAGAAGUAAUGAAAUAACCAGGAGUUGUGGUGACAAUUUCCCCUGGCUUGCGAAAGAGGUAGCAAUCUAUUCCUUCUUUAGACAUUUACCUCCCAAACUUCAGGUAUUUGUUGUUGGGAUAGAUGCAGGAAACAAAGCAUUUAAGCACAGUCACAAAAAGGAGGACUUUCAACAAACAACAGGACAGGUGGCCUAUUGUGUUGUAGCCUAGGAAGAAACUGGGAAAUAUUAGGAAUAGAAUCAGCCUCAGAAUGAGAAUAUAAAUAGACUGCUCAUGUAAGCCAGGGAUGGCUAACCUGUGGUCCCCCAGAUGCUAUUGGACUGCAACUCCCAUCAACCCUAACUAUAGGCUAUGAUGGUUGAGGGUGAUGGGAGUUGAGGGUAGUCAAAGGCAAGAGAGAUGCAUGGCAAAGGAGUCAGAAGACUGGGUCUUGAAUCAGCAUGCUAAACAGUAGUACAGAGGCAAGGAUGGGGCCAUGGAUGGAGCGAGGAAAGUAUCACACAGGUAGAGAAGGCAAUACUGUAAUAAUCUGGGCCACAAGCAAGAACUUUGGAUACUAGCCCAGAAGCUGCGGAUGACUUAGUCACUAGAACGUAAUCGCAAAGGGAUGCUUGAGGUCUUGAAAGGAGGCUGAGCAAAAUGCAUCAUGGUACCCUGACUAUAUAUGGGAAAAUCAAACUCCAUUCUGACCACACUGGAUUUCAGGUCGCUCAUGAUUGCAAAGCUAUACAGCCAACAGCAGAAAAGAAAAACCUGGUGUGAGUGGCAAGUUCGUCCAGUACUGGGGCACAGAGGAGCCUGAGAUGGAGCUCUAACAUUCCUGACAUGAAAGGGGAGGAAGCUACCAAGUGUAGUUCUAAAGGUGUGACCUGACAGAUGGGUGUGCUGGCAAUGGAGUCAUUCAGGAGAUGGCAGACCUUCAAGGGAAACUGAUCUGAAAGGAUGUUUAAGGGAGAUGAGGGCAAAGUGGUGUUUCUGAGUUUAGAGCAGUAGGAGGUGAUUUUAGAUGUUACAUCAGCUGUUUUGGGGAAAACUCUGGCUGCAGUCUGUAUGAAUGAAUAAUGAGUGGAGGAAGACAAAAAAGUGAAUCAAGGCUUUCUUGUGGAAUCUUUAUCUGCAACAGGGAUAAGAAAUGUGGCCCUCCAGAUGUUAUGGGACUACAACUCCCAUCAUCCUUGGCCACUGCUUAUGCUGGAUGGGACUAAUGGGCACUGGGAGUUCAAAACCAUCUGGAGGACCAAAUGUUUCUCAGUCCAUGAUCUACAGCAUCUGAACCCUGCUUACAAGGACAGUUUGAAAAAGGUGCCGAGGUCUAGUCUGUGUGGAUAGCAGUCUCCUCAUGGAUACUGCAGAGUGAUUGCUAUUUUCUUAGUAUGGACAGUUCCUGUGCAGUGAUUUCUCAUUUAGAUUCUAGGAAUCUCAGUGGAGUGCUAUUUACUGCAAGUAUCCCAAGUGCAUUUUUUGUGCUCUGGCAUAAAAGCUCUUUGGUAUAAUUGACGUUGGCUAAAUUGCACAGUGCUGACAUACCAGUUCUUCAUUAUUCUGCCCACAAGACUCUUGAGAGCCCUCUUGGAAAUUUAACUGUGUCUCCCCAUUAAUAGCCCCAGGAACACCAGAUUCUCUGCCAAUCCCUGUGUCUAAUAUAGGAAGGACUCAAAUUAAGGCUUCCCAUAUUAAGAUUUCUUUAAAUGAAGCGCUCACAGACCACUAAGCCAUUCCCUGCCACAAAUGCUUUGAAAUCCCAAGGGGGAACAACCUGUCAUAAGCUCUUGCCAACAGCUUAAUUCUUCCAGGAGAAGCCAGCUAGAAAAAGAAAAGCUCACAAACUUGAAAGGUGAUCAGCCUGCUUUAAACUUGUAGCAUUAGGGUGACCAGCAAUCUUGGAGCAUUUCCAUGGUCAUGAAAAUCCACAAGGCACCUCUGUAGUUUUCUGUGAUCAAAGAAUAUGCUGCACCCCUAAAUGUGAAUCAUUUCAGGGAGUUUUGUCUUCUAUUUCUUGCAUUGGCUCUAAAUUUCACAGCUGGGUACUUGAGCAUGGCUAAAUGCUAUUCAUGCCUGGUCAGGAUAGGACACCACAGACUAUGUUCUUACCUGUCUCAAUAACCAGAUGGGCACUAGGAAUUAUAGUGUUAGUAAUCUCCAUUCUGCAUAGUAUUAACACAUGAUGGCUUUUGUACAGAACCCCAAUGCAUGCAGUAAGGUGCCCUCAAUAUGACUUUCUGCUCUGACUCUGGGCUUUUCCUACUGCCUUCCUUUCAGCCUUGAUACUCUUGUAAGCUCACAUCACAGUUUUGUACCGGGCCAAACUGGUUUCAAUGCAGCUUAGCUCAAUAUAUACUUUGGCUCCACAUGUUCCCAUAUUCAACAGUAGAGUCAAACACCUAAAAAGCCUGUGUCAGAAAAACUCUUGUCAACAACCAUAUCCAUAUAUAUCUUACAGGCUCAGGACAGUUUUGAGAUCACGCAGCCAAUAAUAUUUCAUGUUUACCCAGAAAUAAAUCCAACUGAGCUCAAUGGUGCUUAAAAAAGGUAAAGGGACCCCUGACCAUUAGGUCCAGUCGUGGCUGACUCUGGGGUUGCGGCGCUCAUCUCGCUUUACUGGCCGAGAGUCAUGUGGCCAGCAUGACUAAGCCACUUCUGGCGAACCAGAGCAGUGCAUGGAAACGCCAUUUACCUUCCUGCCGGAGCAAUACCUAUUUAUCUACUUGCACUUUGACUUGCUUUCGAACUGCUAGGUUGGCAGGAGCAGGGACCCAGCAACGGGAGCUCACCCCAUCGCAGGGAUUCGAACCACCAACCUUUUAAUCGGCAAGUCCUAGGUUCUGUGGUUUAACCCACAGCGUCCCCCGCGUCCCCCAAUGGUGCUUACUUCCUAGUUAAUGCAUGCAUAGGAGUCACUUCAAUAUACACCCUAGGCUGCAAUUUCAGGAUUGUUUCAGAGAAACAUCUGUCUAUUCUCAAAAGCUUUCCUCUUACCAAUCCUAUCCCUGAAAUGGACUAUUCUUUUGCUAUCAGCCAGUUUUCCCAAUCAAUACUUCCCUCCUAAGAAUGUCUCGCUAUAAAACCUGAUGCCAACUAACACCUCACCAUAUGCAGCAACUGAAAUAAAGCAUUUCCACACUCCCCUUGUUCUCUGCACGCCUGAGGUCUUUCCACUGAUACAGUUGCUUUUCCCUCAGUGGAAAUCUUAUUACACAUCAUCCUGCAGGAAGCCUCUUUGUUAUGCUAAGAUUGCAAUCCUAAAUUCAUCUAUUAAGAGUAGGGCUGCAAUCCUAUGCACAUUCACCCCAAGUAAACAUGUAUAAAGUUUGUGGUGCAAGUUCCACUGAACUAAGGUGGACUUGCUAAGGAGGAGUAAGCAUGCAAUAGACUUGAGUAAGCACACGUAGCCACCUCAUGAGUUCUGAGUGGUCCAUGCAGUGAUGUUCUUGUAAUCUCAGGCAUUUACUAUCCCACACCGAAAUCCUUUAAGCACAGAUCUAAAAAGAGGGAAGUUAAAGGUGCAGAGUUUGGCACUUUCUGUGUUGAGUUGGAACUGCCAAACUCCUUGGCUUGCACCCAAAUCUGAAAUUAUUUUUGCAUUGUGCAGUCUAGACAUGCUCUCCUCAACUGUCCUCCAGGGGCACUAUGCACACUUGGUGGCCCUGCUCACAACUUUUGGGCCUAGGCAAACACUCAGCUUGUUUGGUUUUUAUGAUAGAGGCCAGGCUCCUAUCCCAAAAAGCAUCUCAUUUUACCAUUUGAUCUGAUGCCACUUCUGAUUCUCUCACACACAGGAGGCUUGAUGUGGCAAUAUUAUUAUCAUCCUCAUUGUCAUCUAAUUUAUGUACCACUUAGAUAUCAAAUAUAAAAUCAAUACAUAAUCAAUACAUAAUUAAAAUACACAAUAAGUAUUCCAUUGUAGCACUUGAAAAAGCAAAACAAAAGCCCCUAUUGAAACAAAAAAAUCACAAGAUCACUUCUGGGGAAUGCUUGCCUAAACAGGUGUGUCUAAACAGCAGGCUUGUGGUGGUUACAGUGUCCGACUGACUGAGGCAGGUUGUAACAACAUUUUAACUAGAAAGAGCUCUGCUUGAUGGAAAUGGAAUGGUGGACCUUUUUCACUGCCAUCGCUAUGUGAUAGUUGCAGAUAUGCAUUCUAACCACUGUUCAGCCUGCUACAGCUGUUAUCUGGCCUCUUUUGUUGCUCGUAGCUAUGAAGAGAACUGAGGAGCAGAAUGAGCUCUGCAGUGUCAGACCAGACACACUGAAGCGACUGUGUCAACAGGCCUCCUCACCCUAAUGUUCUACAAUUAGGAAACAGGCUCAACAAAAUUACCAAAAUUGGCUACUGGAAAAUCCUCCAGAGCACUCAGGAAUCAAUCAGAUUUCAUAGGUCUCAAAGCGCAUGCCGUCCAAAUUGGCCCCUCCCCACAACAAAGGGAUCAAUAUGCAAACCACCAGCCACUCACCCUGAAGUGACGCCUAAAGCUAAUGUGUGUCCUACCCUGUGUAUUGGUCCAUUGACAAUUUGGGACAGGCCCAUGAAGGCCCAAACUGGACCAGACAAAGCAACCUUGGCAUGAAUGUUGAGGUCAUGCAGAACCACUGUCCUGGGGUCCCCCAACACUGGACUUGAGACUACCUUAGACAGCCACUGGGCAACAGGGUGGGCACUUGAACAACAGCAUCCCUAAUCUCUUCCACUGACUCAACUACAGGUACAGGUUUCCAAGACCUAUUCCAAGACUAUGGGGUAUUCUGGCAAGCUGCAUAGAUGUCUUACGGACCUCAGUGACUCCCCCAAUCUGGCCUUCUAACUUUUAUAGCCUUAGUGCAUCCAGGUUCACUAAACAGCUUGUCAAAGUUUCUGCUAAUGGCUUCUGCAUGGUGCUUUGUAGGCAAAUCUGUAGGAACUAAGCACACAGCUAAGUGAUUUGCAUGGAAUGUGUGCAUCUAACCCCUGUAUUGCACCCCUUGUGUUUUAUACUUCAACCCCUAAGCUUCCAACUCAGCUGUCCAUUCAGCUGUCUUCCCUUCUCACUUGACCUCAUCUGUUCUCACAUCCUUUGCCUCAAUUCCCCAUUCUGCCCUUGUUUGCUGCUGCCUAUAAGUGUGGGUGGUCACUGACUAUCCUCUGCCUGUUCUUUUGCUACAGGUAUUUAACUUUAGGAGCUGUUCACAAACUGUUGUUGAACUUCUAAGUAUACUUGACAGGAAACAAGUCUCAGUGAAAUCAGUAGGGUUUGGUUCCAAGUAAAUGUGAUUAAGAUCAGGCUCUAAGUUUGACAAUAAAUGGUUAAAAAUGUGUUGGAGGACCCAGUAAAGUUUCUUAUGUACAGUAUUCUAGCACAUGCUCUGUUGUGUGCCCAUUUGUAAACAGCUGCAAGUUCCUUCGUGGGCUAUAUAACCUGCAGAGUCUCCCAUCCAUCUAGGAAUCUCCUUCUGUGCCUCAUUCAUUUUCACACUUUUUCUGUUCCCUGUCACUUCCUACUUCACCCUACACUUCUCUCUCCCGGAGUGAUGCAGCUUACCUCAGAAUGGAAAAAUCCUUACAAAGCACAGCCACUGUCUGGUUAAUUUCAUUGUCCGCUUUCUUGCACGGCCUUGACUCUGUCAUUAUUGAUGCAAACAAGUCUGCCGGCUGUUUGGGGCUCCCCAGUGUCAUCAGCAGACUCCUCCAUUUGCUCAGCCCGGAGUAUGCCUAAGGGAAUACACAGAUGUAAGGACAAGCAGGGUACACAACCAACAUCACUCCAGCCCACCCAGCCCCUACUUACUGAAGGCAUGGGGGAACUUUGUUCCAAUCCCGUCAGCUGAAGAUUCAUCAGAAAACCUAAACAAUGUAUUUUAUUUUGCUCAGCCUCUGUUCUGUAAAAUGGAAUUAAUGAACAGCCCAACUCAUAGGUUGUUUCCAGACUAAAAGUAGAAAUGGUGAUAGAGGCAUCUGGCUCUCUAAAAGUGGUGCUGGUUCUUUGCCAUGCUCCAUACACCAGCGUCAGGUGUCAAGUCAUUCAUAGCCCACUAUAGGAGACACUAUAUAAUUCAUAAAGGUUGAUAUUCUACUCAGUAGAACCAGCAGAGUUAUAAGACCUUGGAUUACUAGCUGAAAUUUUCAACAUUGUACCACAUUGUAACAAUGCUCAAACAUACUAAUAUCUGUUCUACUUUCUUGGACCUUUUCAUAGGACAAUGAAGAAGAAAGUUGAUAAUGUGGGCAUCUAAAUUUUAGAUGUGUGCAAUGGGGCAGUUCACUGUUUGUCUGAGCAGAAUGGGAAGUUCACAUGUCUGCAGACUUAAGCUUCCUACAGACACCCCUGUGCAUGCACACACACUUUUGAGGCUUCCUGCAACUGCAGCAUAUUAAAAACAAACUUUAAAUCAAGCAGAGAAAAUGAUAGGUGUCAGACAUCGGGUUUUCUUAUGUGAAACUUUUAUAUGUUAGUAAAAAAGAAAGAAAGGUAAAGGACCCCUGGACAGUUAAGUCCUGUCAAAGGUGACUAUGCGGUGCGGCACUCAUCUUGCUUCAGACCGAGGGAGCUGGCGUUUGCCCACAGACAGCUUUCCAGGUCAUGUGGCCAGUGUGACUAAACCACUCCUGGUGCAACAGAACACCUGGAAACGCUGUUUACCUUCCUGCCACAGUGGUACAUAUUUAUCUAUUUGCACUGGUGUGCUUUCAAACUGCUAGGCUGGCAGAAGCUGGGACACAGUAACUAGAGCUUAUCCUGCCUCACAGAUUCAAACUGCUGAUAGUGGUUUAGACCACAGCGUCACCCGCUCCCUUGGGUACCAUGGUACUUAGCUAAGUCAUUGAGAUAGCUUAUGGCAAAGGGGGUGCCCUCUCAGUUUCAGGGUAGCACUUUAAAUGUCAUACGGUAUUAAGUUAUCCAGAGUUUCUACUGCAGCCUAGUUCUGAACACAUAUGUAAGACUCUUCCUUCAACCUUUCUGAAUAUACAGAAUGCUUUCAACAUUUCAUAACCACUCUGAUUUUGCACAGAAGCAAGGUUAAAGGUGCUAAGGAUACAUAUAUAAUCUUACGUACCCUAAGUAGUGAUGGGACGCGGGUAGCACUGUGGGUUAAACCACAGAGCCUAGGGCUUGCCAAUCAGAAGGUCGGCUGUUCAAAACCCCACGACAGGGUGAGCUCCCGUUGCUUGGUCCCUGCUCCUGCCAAUCUAGCAGUUCGAAAGCAUGUCAAAGUGCAAGUAGAUAAAUAGGUACCGCUCCGGUGGGAAGGUAAACGGCGUUUCCGUGCACUGCUCUGGUUUGCCAGAAGAGGCUUAGUCAUUCUGCCACAUGACCCCGUUAGCUGUACGCCAGCUCCUUCGACCAAUAAAGCGAGAUGAGCACCGCAACCCCAGAGUCGUCCGAGACUGGACCUAAUGGUCAGGGGUCCCUUUACCUUCACCCUAAGUAGUACAAAUCCACUCUCCAACAUGCUUCUGCUCCACUUGCAAUCCUGGGUCAACUCCAAUGUGCCUCUGGCCCAUUAAUGAACUCAUUUCCCCCUCCAUAUUACAUUAAAUUGGUUUCUGCCUCUUCCCUACCUCACCUUCCAUUUGCUAAUUCCUCUUAGUCUAGGGGUGCCCAAACUUUUUUCAAAGAGGGCCAGAUUUGAUGAAGUGAACAUGUGCAAGGGCUGACCAAAGUUGUUGAACUUUUUUUAGGGUUUUACCCCAGGACAUAUACUGCCACGGGGGGCGGAUAAAAUUGACCUGCAGGCCGGAUUAGGUCCCCAAAAUGGACUUUGGACAUGCCUGUCUUAGUCCUUCCCUUUGUGUGUGAACCAGGAGAGGACUGGUGUCUACCCCAGUUCACUGCAUCAAAGGCUUCCUUUCAAAGUAUUAUGCAUACCUGCAAGGUGAAAAACAAUUGCUCUCUUUACACCCUUUCCUCUCCCAGUAGUCUCUUUCACUCUGGAGAUUUAGAUUUAGAUUAAGCCCUCCCCGCUAAACAUAACGGCAAUCAGUUGCUCCUUUAAUUUUUUUCGAGGGUGAGGUGGGCAGAGUGCUCUCUUGUACUGACUCCUAAAGACAGGGCGCGUAUUUCCUUGGCCUGCUGCUCUGACUUUCAGCCUCGAGUAUCAAAAAAUAUUUGCGAAGGCAAAAAUAAAACUUCCUUAUCACGUUAAUCAUAGACGGGACCUUCCUCCCAAGAUAAAUCUGCUGGGACUAGUCUAUUAUCUUUUCCAUGUACCUAUUCGCUUAGAAUCCAUAAAAUAAAACGUCUGGAGAAAUGCUGCGAGAAUCUUCCACGGUGAGCUUUCUGGGCUCACCAUACGCAUUCCCCGUAACUCCAGCCGCCAUUAAACAACCCGACUAACUCUUCUGGUCUGGUUUUUAGAGGGCUUUUUAUACUGGCGGCCGCUUUCGAAGUUCCGGUAACAAAGCGGGAUACAAAUCUUAAAAUAAAUGAAUACAGCUCGUUGACUGCAAUGGCCGCGGAAAUUCAGCGCCCCACAAAUCAGUUCCCUUCCUCCCUCUCCCGUAUCUACCACCUUUUCUGCAGGCCGCAAUCACGUCCUUAUCUAGCCUGAUCCAACUUCUCUUUUGUACGUAAGGGAGAAAAAGUAAAUGCACCCCCUUCCCCGGUGAAGAAGCUCUUUUCUUCGGAUCGCAUUCUAAAAAGUUGCAAAAAUGCGCUGCGGCCCCUUUCCGCCAUGUUUCGAUCGCUUCUUCCCAUUCUCGCCUCAGGGCCACCCUAAUCUGUGCCCAGCUUGCCGUCGUCCACACCCCUCGACCCCUUCAGCCUCCCCCCACCACGCCACGUAAAAGUCUACGGACAGCUUUGUUGUUUGUUUUGGAACCAACAUCGCCUGCAACUCUGGAAACUCGACCCUCCUCCUUCUCCUCUCGCCCCCGCCCCGCCCAGGCUCUCACACCAUAACAUGUGGGGCUGAGCUGUUAAAAAAAAAAACAACCUACGUCGGGGCUCCCGGCACCGCGGGGCUCAGCCAACCCAAACAGAAAAGGGAGUGAGUCACAAGCGAGCAACACCCCCCACCCCAAUCGGGUUCACCACCGUCCGUUUUCAGUUCAUCUCAAUGAUGCCUCACUCUCUGGCCGAGAGGUGUACAAAUCAGGUAAAUGCUCUUAGGGCUGUUUUCAAUCCACACCCCAUAAAGUCGAUCCCUAUUCCCUAAGGUUGAUCUACUGUGUCCCCCCUUCCUCACUUGACUGGUGAGGAGAUACUCUACAUUGCUAUCUUCUGGAAAUCAGGCUUUUGGAAAAUAGAAGGAAGAAAAAAAAUUGAAAUAUAGUAGCAAACCUCUUGGAUUCCUAGGUGAAGAGUUGUUUUCUUUCUCUGGUUUAUUCAUCCAGGCAACACAGGAGUUUUGAACUCCUUUGCGUUUAAAGGAUCCUGUCAUACAGAGCACUGCAACCCUUUGCACUCAUAGCCAGGAGUAAGGCCCAUAGCAGGACUUGCUUCUUCUGGGUAAACGUGUAUAGGAUUGCUAUGCAAAGGUACAGUCCUGUAUUCUCCAGUCCUGGGAGAAAGACCCACUGGAACUUGAUAGAACUUGUUUCUGUGUAUAGGAUUGCCUUAUGAGGCUGCAAUCCUAAACACACGAGGGAGUAUGCCUCAUGGAACACAAAGGGGCUUACUUCUGAGUAAACAUGCAGAGGACUGCGGCAUAAAAGACUCUUGUGUUUGCUGCAUCAGUAAUGUGAAUGGCUACUAGAAAAUGCAUCUUUAUUUAAAGAUUGUUCUCAUCUGCCUUCUAGACUGCAUUUACAACAUUCAAACGUGCACAUAAAUAGGGUGAGGGAGACUCAGGGGUGCAGAACAGUCCAGUGCUUGCUUGCUCAGAAUUAAGUCUUCCCUGAAGCAAAGCAGGGUCAGGCCUGGUUAGUACUUGGAUAGGAGAAGUUGGUCCACCCAAUGAGCUUAUACCUAGGCUGCAUCCUUAGUGCCUUGUAAUGAGUGCUUAUUCAGUGGCAAAAAAUCAUGGAUAAGCACAACCACAUAUGGUUAGGAUAACUCAUGCACCAAAAAGCAAAGAACACUCAAAAUCCAGUCAUGCUUGCUGUCAAGUACCGUUGCCUUAUUUUUUUGCUGUGAUAGGGAAUCAUAGGAGACCCAUAAACCCUUAAGUGGGCAUCACAUUUAAGGCUGCAAUCUUAUGGGGAUUUGCAUUGAACUCUGUGGGACUUACCUCUCAGUCAACUUCCACAGUGGUGGUCUGUAAGGUUCACAAAGGUUGAUAUGUUAUCUUGAACAACUUGUUGAAUUUUUCUGUUCAGGCAUUUUCACCCUGUUUGGAUUGUUGGACUGUUUGCUUAUUUUCUCAUUGAGUUUUGUGCUUAAAAAAACUGACAUUCUGGAACAGGGCACUCAAAAGGCAGGGUUGCUUUUAUAGACAUGGCAUGUAUUGCCAAAGUAUAUGGAAAAGACAGGGCCAGAAAAUAAGAACCAGGGAUCUUCCCGCCACACAUUCCUUAUGUCAAAGGCCCUUUUGUUCAGUGUUCCUUUGUGCCCAUAUUACUUAGUGACAUAUUACUGUCCAGUCUGUGGUGUUGUUUUUUUAAGAGCAUAUUUUCCUAAUUACUUUUUGAUGGGAAUUAAUGUAUGUACAGUUUCUGAUAUGUGGAAGUUGCUUUCUCAUAUUUCUUCUUCUCUCUGGUCAGUUGAGGCAGGAACCACCACGCAUUAACUCUGCCAGUCAUAGCUUUGGAGAGGGCCUUGUAGCCAGUCAUGUUCAGCCAGGGCCAGUCCUACCAUUAGGACCUAAAGCAGCAGUUCAUCCUCUGAAGCCCCCAGGCUAUUUCCCUCUGUUGGAAGACAGAGCUGUGUAUGCUACCCAAUUUUGCCCUCCCUUGCUAAAUUAGCCUGCUGCCUCAGAUGUAGUAGAGGACACUAUCCCAUCAUCACUCACCGGUACUGAAGUUAGGUUAAACUACCAGUCCAGUCAGCUUCUAUACACAAAAUCAAACGUUAUCUUGUCCUUCACCUCAGGCAGCAAAAUUCUCAGGGAAGCCAGAGAUCGAGAUGCCUUCCAGCCUCUUGCUUGACAACCUCCAAUGAGGAAGAGUCUUUUCCCACUCCUAUAUAAUCACUGCCAUUGUUAAACUGUGUCACCAUCAAGAGGUGUCUCUUAACUUAAGCCUAUUAGAUCUAGUCCUUCCUUCUGGAGCAGACAGAAGUAAGGCCUUCUGGUGACAUUCUUUCAGGUAUUUGAAGAGUGCUUCAUUUACCCCCUCAGCCUUCUUUUCUCUAGGCUGAACAUAACCAGAUCCUUCCACCUUUCUCAAUAAAAUGUGCUUUGUCCAAUUUGCCUACAUUUCCAUUAAAGUGAAAGUGGGGGCAGUAUUCCAGAUUACUAGACAAGAGCCCAAGAGGGUUUAGGAACAUAAGAAGAGCUCUGGAACGUGUGAAAGAUUGAUGUAGCCCAGCAUUCAAUUCCUAGCAGCAGCUGGACAGAUGCUUUGUGAGGCCCACGAGCAGGGCUUGAGUAGCUGCCCUCAGCCAUUAUUUGGCCUUCAGAAAUUGCAAAAGGCAGAGUGAGGCAACCACCUCAGGUAGCAGGUGCUGGUCAGCAGUGUUAGCCCUGCUUGGCUGUUUUCCCUAAGCCCCUUGAGUGUUCCCCUUAGUCAGAGGAAAAGGCAAUGUGUGCCACAGGGCCUGCCCUGUGCCUCCACAAAACUGCCUGCUGCCCUCAGGCAUGGUGGAGGAUGCUUUCAAGUUGUCAGGCUGAGUGAGGUGGCUGCCUCAGGCAGCUGGGUUUGAAUGUCACAAAAGGGCUGAAAACGUUGGGUUUUAUUCAACCGUAGUGCUAUGUACCGUAAAUUUUUGUGCAAGUGGAAAUCCGCUUGACCAACAAGCCCUCUAAAUUCAUUCUGGGGCUUCUUCCAACCCUAAGGAGCAGAUUUGGGGAUGUGAAUGGUGGUGGUGGGGGGAGUCCUAUUUCACAAGUGGAAGUUGUUCCUUCCACACACGGAUCUAGUUGAAUGCUGCUCUUAAUUUUUACUCUCAGGAAAAGGUACUUGUGGGAUUCUCCACCUCAGGUGCCAAAAUAACUUGGCCAGCCUAUCAUUAAUGUGACCAGGACUUGGCGAGAGGAGUGGAUGCUGUUUUCCAUUCUGCCUCAGGCAGCGAAAUGUCUUGGGCCAGCUCUGUAUUACAGUAAGUUUCACCUGCCAGUCCAGUAUGUGGAAUUUGUGGGUGUCUGUGUGGGUGUCCAGCUUGUCUUCUGCUUCAGGCAGAAAAAUAUAUUGGGCCAGCUCUGACUUUGGGAACCACUUCAGAUGAGAGAAUGCUGUGAAGUACACUAUUGAGGGCCCUCAGAGAGCCAAAAUGGCUGUGUGUGCGUAUGUACAUUUAAAGAUAUAUAGAAAUAAAAUGGGUGUAGGGUUUCCUCACAAAUCUCUAAAUGCAUGUUUGACUGCAAAAAUUGAUGUGAAUAGGUUUCCUGUGCAAUUAUACGUGAAAUUUGAGCGUGUAUGUGUGUGCACAUGCAAAGGAAGCCUGAGGCCUGCAGGCUGAGCUUAAAGCCUGCCUUUGGAACUGAACGCUGGAAUUCUCUCACCAGCUCUGGAUUAUCAAAUCAGAUUGAUGGACAAUUGUUGGCAGAACCAUGGCAGGAUCUCCCAGUUCUGGGAAGUGACGGGAUUUCCUCCACCGCCCCCAUUUUCUCCCAUUACAUACACACGCAUGCACAUCACUACAUGCCGAGAAAGAUGCCAGUUGGAUGAAAAUGUGUUGGAACCAGUCAUGACCUUUCCCUGUGUUGGGAACAGGCACUUUCGUAAUGGGCCUCUGACGUCAGGAACCUCCGUGGUUUCUUGCGAGGCCAGAAAGGUCACUGUAUUGUUCUGGCCUGGCUCCCUCUCUUCCCUCACAAGGAAUUCCCUCCAACGAUCAGCCUCUUCCCCUGAGUCGCUCACUGCAGCCUCCUGCGUAUAUAUAUUCCUUUGGACAUCUCUCCCUCUAAUCUCACCACAUUUAAACCUCACUGUUUAGUUCUUCAGUAGCUGCCUGACUUUGGAAACCGUCUGGGCAAAAUUCAGUGGCAGAGGAUAGGAUAAUUUUGCCACAAGCUCCCCAUCUCCUAUGCUGCUUCCUCCGUGGGACCCCAUCCUAGAACCUGCCCCCCUCACUUUAGAUUGGAGAUUUGGUGGGGCUGGGGGCAGUGCUAUCUGCCCCUCCCUGCAUCAAGGUCUGUUUAGUCUGCGGCUCUAUAAUAACCCCCCUUCCUCAGCACCACUGUAAACAUCUGUCAGGGUCAAUCUAUCCCAGGGCCUUGCCAGGCAUAGCUUCCUUUACCCCUUCCCCCUCUCCUCUUCCCUCCCUUCCCCCUCAUCCUGCACCGCGCACAGACAAUAAAUCCCAGGAUCCAUUUGCUCAGGAGCUGGUGAGAGGAAAGUGGGGUACACACUUCUUUCUGUUCCUUUUCAGGUUAUGGGAUAAGACAUAAGUGUACCCUCCUAACAAUGGAAGAAUGAACAUAAGUACACCCUUGUUAUGUGAGCCAGUGACUCAUGGUGUGGUAGUAAGCAAUCAAAGCUAUUGAGUGAAUGAGGCAUGCCCCCCUCUUGAAGGUUUUUUGAAAUGCUGGCUGUAGAAUAUUUUGGCAUAGACGGUACCUUUCCGUUCUGCCUAAUGGCAAGUUCUGUGUAACUCAAAAGCUUGCAAACUCCUACACUGGCAGCAGAAGGUAUCACCUUACCUACUUUGUAACUACAAAAUAUGCAAUUUCCUGCAACUUACAAAGCAGAUGUUUACAUUUAGAUACCACAAAUCACUGGCACAUUCUUCACAAUCUCUCUCGCCAGCUUUCUCUCCCAAAUACUAAUUUUAAAGAAUGGAUACACAUUAGUAAUCUCAUUUUAGAUGCUAUCAAAACCAGCAGGCAGUAUCAGCAGUCAGACAGGGGCUAUUGGAGGUUCAUGUGAUCUUUUUUAUAACAUAAGAGUUAGCCCUGCAGCCUGUUCGUGGUGGUACAGCAUAGUAGAGAAAAGGGAUUUGAGCAUAUGCAGAGUGCAUUUCCUUCACUCAACAGUAACUAAAAUGCAACAUGUAAGUUAACACACCACAUAUCCUGGUUUUAUGAGGAAGGGUUUCAAGAAGAAAACAGGACUUUAAAAAAGGCCUGGGCUCCCACAUUUUACAUUUUAGAAAUAAAGCACUGGCAUUUCCAAGACCAGACUGCAAAUGGUCAUAUUAUUAUUUUAAGCAUAUGUGUCCUGCCUGCUUACAGUAACUAAAAUCAGAAAGAAAUGGGAGGCUUCAGGCCAUGUCGGAAAGAUAUUGGCACAUCUCUAGAGAUAGCCAUUUUGCUAUAGCUAAAACACUGGAAUGUGGGCUGAGCCCAUUCUGGGGACAUUGUUGAGGGCUGGUCUGUAGCUUGAGAAUUGGGGGGGGGGGGAGUUUAAGUAGAGUUAUUUGCAUCUGUAAUCCCAGGGACAGGUUUGCAGGAAUCAUGGGGCACAAAGGGAGCUAUUUACAGGGAGCUGAGGAUUAGACUAGCAGGAUGAGGGUGGAAUCACAGAAUGGAGUCAGAACUAUUUUUAUGGGAAGCCCUGAACUGGAAUAGAGAAGUUGGUCAGCAAGUUGGGGUCAAUGCUCAUCUGCAAGGGGAGAGAGGGUGUGCGUGGGCAAGGGCUGUGCGCAGUGCUGGAGGAGGGAGACGGCCCAUUUUUCCUCGCUAGAACAUUAAUAGUCAAUGACUUCAACCGGCCAAAUAUCCUUGUGGUGUCCAGUGAGCCAGCAGCUUGCAGACCAUAUAAAGGAUUGUUUCCCAACUUGCUACAGAGUAAGGGAAAGCUGUUGUGGACUGAGCUUGGAGUCGCCCAGCGGGGUCAGGUCACAGUGCCUGCUGUGCUGGGGAACGAAGCCCAGUACAGUACAGGCCUGGCAGACACAACUGAGGGAGGCUCAGCUGCCCAAAUAACGGGAUGCCAGGAACCGACAAGACAGUGAAUUUGUCUCCCAGAGGUUCUGAACACAGAGCAGAGCUAAAUGGCCAGUUCUUUUACUUUGCUGAGUUCCAAACAAAGCCAUCCCCAAUACACUUCAGGGAUUCUGUCAUGCAGGGGAGACCUGCAGAUUCCCCCCCGUCUUAUCAAAACACAUCAGGAACAGUGAUCUGGUCUCUCUUGUGGUGACUGGGUUGCUUAUUCUUUUGGGGAUCCAGAGUUAAUGGCUGUAUGAUAAGACCUCCCCAGCUUUUGCUGUCAUUAUUAUACAUAAUUUUUAUUGUGCUUUUGCACUGAAUGAUUUACCACCAUUAUUUUUCACUCAGUUUGAAUGCAUUGGCGAAGACCUGUUGCUAAGGAGGAGUGGGGUUUACAUGGAAAGCAAGAUCAUAUAACAGAAGUUGUACAAAAGUUACUGUUUGACACAUGUCCUUCUAGAACACUAAACAAGGCAGAAUGUCAGUCUCCUAAAGCUUUGAAGGCAGUGAAGUAUUAUAGUCCACAUGUAUGACCUUGAUUUUUUGCUCUCCUAGAAUACAUCAUGGCUCACAUAUCUCCACCUACUGACAUGAGCACUGAAUUCACUCCUCUUCUGCUCCUCCAUCUCUUUCUCUCUCUUGCCAUCACUUCUUCCAUCUGAGUUCCCCUGUGCUGCUAUGUUUCAUAAGAAACAGAAACCUUUCAGGCCUAUCUACCUUCUGGAUCUUCCUACCUGGCACCAUGGCCCCGUGGUCUUUCUUUACAGCAGGAGUGGGCAAGCUGAGAGUCACAUGUGGUGGUGACUAGACACUCAAGGACCGCUUGUCAGUGGGCAUGGCCCCUUGGCACAUUCUCUCUUUCUCACAUACAUACACAAACAAACAAACAUAGUAACACCCUGUCUCAUACUUCUUCAUCCUCAUCUGAUUUUUCUACUUGCUCUGCUUUAACACAGGGGACCACACUGCACCCAGGUAAUAAGAAACACAAAAAGGUGUAUAUUUGUGAUUGGGCUAUAAUCCUAUGCACACACUUAUCUGGAAGUAAGCCCCAUCAAUGGCACUUGCAUCUUAAUAGACAUGCAUAGAAUGAGACUGCUUCAGCCUCACACUCUCUGCCUAAGAUCUGCCUACCCUUCAGUCUUUCCUGGAAAGUCACAAAGGCUUGUACACAUUUAUUACCCUGCCCCCCCUUUUCUUUCUUAUAAACUUCUUUCCUUUAUAUUCACACUUCCCCCACCACCGCCACCAUUUGCUGCCCUUCAUACCACAUCUUGGUUUGAUAGUUAAUCAUGUGAGGAUCUUUUCUGCUCCCUCUUCCACAGCCCUCAACCAGUGCGUUUGCCCUCAUGCUGAACAACUUUGCACACAGUCUUACAUGAACUCAUAUUAAGGGACCAUAAUUUUUCACCUACCCAGUGGUUAGCUUACUGCACUGUGUUUAUUUAAUUACAUCUCUUUUGGGGAUUAUUACCCCACUCUUCAUUAACAUUUCCAUAGCAACUUUACAAAUUUCAAAGCCCAGUUAAAUAAAUUAAAAACAUACAAAUCAAAACAUUAAACAAACGGAAAUUGCUAGGAGCAGUAUAAAAAUAGAAAACCCAGCCAAUAUGAAGCACAUCAAACUAUAUUAAAACCUGAGAAAAAAAUCAAAAGUUGCCAAAAUGACUUCAUGCAAGGAUACUUGGGGAGAGCAUUCCAGUCAUGGUGCCACCACUAAGAAGGCCCUUCCCUUCAUAGCACCCUCCCUCAGAUAGUGGGUAUUAAAACCAGGGAUAGGGGGCAGUUAAACGACUCCCCCCAAAUCCCAAGUCCCCACCACAGCCUCGAACUAAGGCCAGGACAAUGAGCCAGACUAAUCUCCUUCACUGUUUACAUAAGCACCAUCCAUGCGCAACAGCAAAGCGGCUCAGAAAAGCAGUCUAUAAAAUUGUAGCAAUAAAUUGUACAAUAUAUUGUACUGUUUCCUCUGACUAUCCAAUAUAGAAAAUUGUAGGAACUUCAAAUAAUCACCAAAAUUCAACGGUUUGACCGAUUUCCUUGGUUCCAGUGGCCAAUGACUCCUCUGGAAGAGGGGAAUCCAGGACUCACCCUGCCUCCAUAAUUCCUUAAACAUAUGGUCACUUAUUCCUUGCCUCUCCGUAAGGUGUUAAACUUAGCUUUACAAUAGGAGGCAAGAGGCAAUCAAGGGCAGAAUCCCAUUGGGAUGGUGGACAGAAUCCUGAUACUUUCAAAGGAGAAGUGCAGGAAACCUUUGCAGCUAGGGGGAUGUGUAAAUACUUUUAUUGUUCUUUGCGGAAGAGGGUAGUUAAAAGUUGUUGGGAACUGGAAUGAUUGGCAGGGGUGGGUGACAGUUUCAUGUUUCUGCAUGCCAACCACUCCUCUUUCAUGACAUUUUGAUGAUCAUGUGUGUGACGUAUUAUGGAAAAGCUGGGAAAGUUUCAGAAGUCUGCGCAGCCCCAUGCUCUGGGUUCUUUCUCUUUUUGCGUUUGAGCCUUGGUUGCAACAAAUAAAGAUCAGGUCCACUGACCACUGAUUUGCUUCUGUAACUUGGCUGGAGACUCCUUUUUUGCUGACCAGAGGGACCCGUGGGGAGUGGCACCCCAACGAGCUGGGUUGUGGAGUAAGUCCUGUACCCCAGGAUUUUUUCCUUAACAGUGGGGGAACCCAGAGAAGGACCUCUGUUGAAGAUCUUAGCAUAUAGAUACUAUGAAGAGCUUUAAAGGUUAAAAAAACCCACUUUGAAUUGAGCCUGGAAACUGACCAGAAGCCAGUGGUGUGUAUUGUUUAGGGGGCAUAAUAUAAAUGAUCUGAUUGGAAAAGCACAGUUGUUAAGUCUACAUUUCUAGUGAAUUUUGUUCCUUUGUGUGUCAUAUAUAUGGCAGCCUAUCCUCAAAUAACAUGACAUCUCUCUAUGACUUUAUCCAUUCAAGAAACUCAGUUACUUCAGGAAAGACAACUCCUAAAAUGCUGUGCUGAUUGCAGGUAUUGGUCUGCAGAUAUCCCUUUUGUUCCUUACUGCUUUAUACCUCUUACUGCUGCAGAUAUUAGAUGUUCCAAAUUCUUCUUCUACAGCAGUUUGUCAUGGGGCAAAAGAUAUGAGCAGGUAGAUUUGUCCUCCAGGCAUAAUAUUUCAAAAGGUUCCUCCAAGCUGGUGUUCAGUUAUGGGUAUAUUCUGCAACAUGUUCUUGACAGAGCAACAGUGCAUUUUGUGGUGGAUUUAUUUUGCUUCAUUCUUUCUGGGAUGCUUCCCCACUGCUAACACAUUAUUGCUGUCUGGAGGGCCUGUAGCGCUAUGAAAGGGCCCCUGCCAAAAAAUUAUUUGGGUAUGAAAAUUUAGGAGAGGCCCUGAAAUGUUUGGAGGGGAAACAUUUCUGAGGCACAAGUGUGGUGGGUAGCAGGGCAUUUUUUGUCCUGUGUGGUAUCACAGAACUAACAUUGUUAGUUUCUUUUAAGUCUAGCACAGGCGAAAAAGAUAUGCUUGAGUUCAGAAAGCAGCCAAGGACUUUUCAGGCACUAUGCUGGUCUCCAUUAGUGCAGUUGUUGCUGGCUUUAAAGGGUUUGGGAUUCCUUUGAUGAUGUGUAUUUUUUCCACUUGCUUCAAAACCUGUAUUCCUUACCUGUAUUCAACAUCUGGUAAGACAUCCCUGCCGUGUUUGGGAGCCCUUCUGCUGAAUGAGGCCCUCAACUUCUCCCCUAAAGUACUCCUUUCACUGCUGUCCUUUGCAGCCACAACUUAAGAUGUGGAUCUGGAGAAAGUAUUGCUCUGUAUGUUUGCACGCACCACCUUGGGGCACUAGAGAUUGAAAUCAUCUCCCGUUUUAGUGUACUUUCGCAUGUAAUGCCAUAAAAGCCUUCCUGUCUGGGAUGCGUCACUUUUGAAUACUGCUAAUAGAAGAGAGGGUGUUUUUAAUUGAACGUAUGUUCUAGUCAGCUUUGAUACAACCUCUUUACAGUGCCGGAGCACCGUUGUUCAGCAAAGGUCUGGACUGUUUUAUGAUUCACAUUUCCCACUUCUAGUUUAUGGCCGCGGCUUCUAUAUGGUAGUGGAACCCUCCCUGUGGAACGCCCUCCCUUCAGAUGUCAAGGACAUAAAGAACUACAUAACUUUUAGAAGAUAUCUGAAGGCAGCCCCGUAUCAGGAAGUUUUUAUGUUUGAUAUUUUACUAUGUUUUAUAUAUGCUGUAAGCUGCCCAGAGUGGGGUAUAAAUAUUAUUAUUAUUAUUAUUAUUAUUAUUAUUAUUAUUACUGUUGUUGUUGUUUCUACUCGUCAGCUGCAAUGCAGAUUUGCUCCCUAGCUAGCCUACUUAGGAUUGCAGCCUUUGUUUUGCCAGUGUCGUUGAGGUGAGGUCAGGCACUCUGCUGCUUCCCAAAUGUUAAGGGGGAGACACCAACGAAAUAUGGUCAUUGCUCACAGCUCCAAUAUUGGUUCCAACUUCUUGUGCUAUAUUGUAAGUUCUGGCAGCUGGGGGGCCUCCUAAAAGGUUUGCACACCCCCUUUGCAACCUACCAUGACUUAAAACAAUGCUUGCGUGAAGGGAGCCAUACAAAGCAGGCCCAUCUUGGCCAUCAUUUGCUUAUUUCAAUGAUCGUGUUUUUGUUGAUGGCUUGGCAUCAUCAACCCCUUUCAGUUCUGUUGGUUUGAACUGCUGGUCAGGAGGUGUAUAGCAUGGGGAACAGUAGUUCUCUCUCUCUCUCUCUCUCUCUCUCUCUCUCUCUCUGUGUGUGUGUGUGUCUGUGUGUAUCUCACAGUAUAUAUUGCAGUUUUUGUGGCGGAGGAAAAGAGGUGGGUGGGAUUGUAAUAGAUCUCACAUACUAGGGCUGCAUGGGCCCCUACGUGUGUGUUUGUGUGUGUGUGUAUGUGUGUGUGUGUGUGUGUGUGUGUGAGAGAGAGAGAGAGAGAGAGAGAGAGAGAGACUGGUGUGGGGGAGAAGGAGCGGUCCAGGACUGCAGUGGGAACCAUGGCUCACUGCUCCUUGGAUCCUGCCCCCAGGGUCCCCCUCGCCUCUCCAGGCUGGGCUCUUAAAGGGAAAUCGUGGCGCCUGCACAUGCCAAGUGACCCAGGUGAAGGAACAUGUGACACCUGCUUUAAUGGGCUGCCGGCUUCCUCCGCUGAACCAGGGCCAGCUCCACUCCGGCCCCCGGCCAAGCCGGCAGGGAGGGGUCACCAGAAGGCUCACCGCAGGGGGAGGCCGAGGAGCGGAGACACGGGAGAGCCACAGCGGUGGUGGAAGGAUGGAGAAGAAGAGGCGGUGGGGAGGGAGUGGGAAUGGGGCGAGGAGGAGGAAGGAGGAAGCCCCCCGCCGCCCCGAUCCGUUUCCCCCUCGCUCUCCCAGUGCACUCCUGCCAGCUGGACACGCUCUUUCCAUUAAGAGCUGGCAAAGCUACGCAGGGAGAAACCCCCCUCCCCUCCUCUUCUCUUCUUCGCCUCCUUCCACUCCCGUUGCUGUUGAUCCAGUACAUGCAACCUCCCCCCUCCGCACCCCCAUCCCGCCCACCCAUUCUACUGUUAAUUAUUGUAAGGGGUUUAUGACAUCAGAGCUUUCUUGGCCAAUCGACCCUCAAAGUGCCGUAGUGUAAUUUGCAUGUUGCCCUCCUACUGGCCGCGUAGCAGAAGCGGGCAAGAUCGGUGGGCAAAGUCUCACCCCUUUGGGUAAAGAAGCAAGGAGCGUAAAAUCCAAUAGGGUAACCAGCAGAUUUUUUUAAAUUUUUUUUGCAUGCUGCCCGGUCCUUCCCUAAUAGCCACACAUACCAAAUAACUUUCAGCAUCCUUUUUAGCGGUCGGAGUUGCCUAACAAGACUUUUCUUCUCGUAUAGUCCUGUAUGUGUUUUCUUGGAAGGUGGAGUACAUCCUUUUGAGAUUUACUCCCAGGUAAACGUGCAUGUAUGGUAAAUUGCAGCCUCAGCAAGUCAGUCUACUAAGCUGCGUGCUGCAUUGUUUUGGGAUCCCUCUUAAUAUUUCAACCAGGACCAAUAACCCCAGAAAGAUGGCACUGCAUUAUGCUUGCUGACAUGGAACUGAUCCGAGUCAGCUGCUUUCUAUAAAAAACUACUGUGUUAACAUAGGUAGGGAUCAUCGUGUAAAGAAACUGUACCCCUGUGCUUAUCUGCGCCAUUCAGAUUGGCUUGGGAUACAGUUACCACUUUUUAAAAAAAACCAAAAAAACAAACAAACCCCAACCCCACCAGCCCUGUAUCUUUAGCAGCAACCUGAAACAUAAAUUUAACAGGUGACAUGGAAUGAUGGGCGAAGCUUUAUGUGCUAAAUUUCUGUGAGCUCGGAUGAUGAUAAAACACUUAAAAGCAGAGCCAGCAAAAAAAUAAAAAUAAAAGGUGGCAACCCUGCCUGGGGCUAAAGAGCUAUUUCUGUGGAAGCACAUAUAACAUAUACCAGAAAUUUCUUUUGAGUACAAAAAGUUGGGUACAUUUCAUUGUCUGUUUGAUCAUAUGUUAAGAUGAAGUUGUGAGGCUCUUUAGGAAAUGACCUGCCUUCUGCUUCUUUCUAAAGUGCAGGAUUCUCUGCAAGGUGUUUACAUAAUUAUUCAUUUCUAUUUAUUUAUAAGAUUUCUUAUCCACUGCUCACCAUCAGGUUACAAAAAUAAAAUAUAAAAUUAGACUGUGUACGCACCAUACAUUAAAGGCACACCAACGCAAAUAAUUGUAGUUUACCCCUCAUGAAGCUACAAUUCCCAGUAUUUUCAACAAACUACAGUUUCCCGGAUUAUUGGGGUUUGGGGGGGAUGUUCUUUAAAUGUAUGCAGCCUUACAAAAACAGAUGAAACCUUUACAGUGAUAAAACAUAUAAAAACCAUUUCAAAUAGAACAUAAUGAUACAAAUUCAGCAUUCAGGUAAAGAGGCGUGUUAUCCAAGAGCACUGGGAGGGGCCACCCAUGGGGCUUUCUGUACCCCUCCCUUUAAAACCAUCAUAUAUUUUUACUCUGCUUAGACUGAGAGUGGUCUGCUGAGCAUUCAACAAAGCACAGUGCCAUUGAGGACCCUGGGAAAUUUGUGCCACGGGCCUGUGCCUGUAAGUCCUUUAAGUGCCUAGAAACGCCCCUUGUUGUUCUCCCUUCAGCUUGCUUGCCCUGAUUCCUGCUGUCACUCACACCACCAAUUAUCCCGCUAACAAUAGUUGCAUAGAGACCCCUCCCUUCUGCGGUUUCUAAUACAGUUCUCUUAAGAUAGUCAUAAGAUGGUGGAAGGGUUAAUAACAUCCAGCUCUAAUUAGGGUAAAGUGCAAAGGAGAUUUCAGGAUGCACCAAGGGCUCCAGGGACAAAGAAAAUAUACAAUAUUUUCAUAUGAAAAUAUAAAAGCCGAAGAAAAGUCACCCAGCUAAGAGGUGCUGCGGAAAAGAAAACGCCCCCAUUUUCCAGCAGCUGCUUACUCAGUCUUGACGUAUAUGCCACGUUCCAAUCUUUGCAGGAUGGGCCAGUAAGACCCAUUUUCCAAUAAUCACUGAACACGUUCCAGUGAGCUCUUCCCCAGGCAUCUGGGAGCCCCAUAAAAAACAUUGAGUUAGCAAUGAGGAUCAUCCAUCAAGCCCACGCAGUGGUAUCAAGCCUAGCCCCUGGGGAACUAGGGAGCCCAGAUCCAAGUUUCCUCUGACUCAGUUGUUUUAGAGUUGCCACCUCUUCUGGAGGGGGAGAAGGCCAGCCCGUUGCUCAUAUAUCAAUUAAUUUGCAAUUAUACAGUUUUACAGGAUGCUGGACUGGAUGCGCCAUUGGUCUGCUGCUGCAGGCUCUUCAUAUGUUCUUAAGUUGAGUGGUGAUGCUAUGAGAAUUGAUCCUAUGCCAUAACACUCUAAUGAUGCAUGCAGAAUUGCUUUCUGUUGAUAGCUCUUACCUGUGUGUUCCUGCCUACUUAUUCCGUGAGACUACGAGGGUGGGGAGCAAAGCUAGAUGGUGAAAAACAAGCCAAAUGGGAAUUACAGUUGUUUGUAAACUUGGAGACCUCUGAGCAAUUGGAGAAAGGAGCCUUGGACCAUGUUUCAGACCCAAUGACUAUUUAAUCUGCCAUUGGCAAAAACCUUGUUCGUAUAGCACUGAGCAGAACUGUGUGUAUGUUUAUAUGCCUGUGAUUGCUGCCCUAUAUAUCACAUGCCUCUCACUUCCAGCUACUACUAUGGUUCCUUCUAUAGCUCAGUGGCAACGGGGCCUGAAUUUUGGAGAAGCGAGAGAGAUUGAGUUUGAUCACGGCUGCUACCCUGAUGGAUUCCAGAUGUUCAUGAUUUCACUAACAUAUACAUAGAAGUCACUUCCCAUACCAAUACAGUUCAGGCACAUCUUAAGAGCACCACAGCUAGUUGUUAAACAGGGAUACCUUUUCCCCAGUUGCUCUCGAAGGUACUUCCUGGUGAUUUGUUCGUGGAGGAUUCAUUCAGAUUUGCUUGCAGGGAGAUUAGCAUUGAGCUUUUUAAAUGAGCAUUCAUUCAGAUUUGGUUGUGAGGAGCUCUGGCGAACCUACAUCAAAGCAAGUGUUUCAUUUUCUUGUCAUUUUCCUGAUCACAAAAAGUCAGGUCUUUGUGGGAAGCGGGUUUGUUGUAUAAGAAUAUAUUAGAGGAAGCUGAAUUUGCCGGCAUGCGAUUGCUUGCAUCUCAUCUGAAAAGAGCAACAGUCUGGAAGUGCUCUGAAUUGUGGAUGAGAUACUAAAGUUCUUACCUGUUUACGUGUGGGUGGGUGGGUGGGUGGGUGUAGCCACAUACACAAGCACCUAUAUGUAUUUGUUGAUGCUUCUAGGCCCCUAUCAGUUUACAAACUGGAAUAAACUUUACACCCAACCUAACAGCUGCAAUUAUUGCCUCAACUUUUUAAGAUUCUGUGUGACAUUACUGAAUCUUUACUGUAGUCUAUCUUGUUUUAGCCUGACUGAGUCAGCCUCUCAGUUCAUUGACUGACUGAAUCUAUUGAGGGUGGGGAGAAUAUUAUUUUAGUAUAGGAAAUGCAUACCCUCCAACAUUUCUCUGUUGAAAAUAGGGCCUUCCCUUUCCAUAAUGAUCAUUAAACUAUUUAUACUCCACACAUCUUACUGGGUUGCCGCAGGCACUCUUUGCAGCCUCCAACAUAUAUAAAAACAUAAUAAAAUAUUAAACAUUAAAAAACUUCCCUAUACAAGAUUGCCUUCAGACGGCUCGGAGGCCAGAAAACUCCAUACCCUCCAACAUUUCUCCAAUGAAAAAAAGACAUCCUAAGGAAAAGUGGGACAUUCUGGGAUGAAAUCAGAAACCAGGACAGCUUCUCUAAAUCAGGGAUGUGCCUGGAAAAUAGGGACACUUGGAGGGUCUGGGAAAUGCCUUAAGGUUUCAGGACAUCAUAACAGCAUUUAUGCAGAGUGACAGGCAUAUUCAAUAGUGGGUUUAGUGUUAGGAUAAGUCUUUGUCAAGGGAUGUAAUUAACAAUGAAGGGCGCAUUAAACAAAGCAAAAAAAGCACACCAACACUUUGCAUCUGUGCUCUGGACAGUAGUGUAACUAGGAUGUUGAGAGAGGUAUCCCAACACUAGACACAUGAUCUAGGAGGGCAGAAGAUUGGGUGCUGCCAAUGGCAUGUAGUUUAUAAUAGUUUCACACAUUCAAAGAUCAUCUUCACAUUUAUUUAGUUAUCAGCAAAUCAAAAUUACCUACAUGUAAUUAAUAAAAUCAUUAUAAAUAGUGGAUAAUAAGUGCCACUGAUUAGAACUUUUCUCAUUUAAUUCUAAUUCUAAAUUACAGGCUCUAAUUUAAAUAGAGAGUGAUAGCAACACACAAUACUGUAUAUGGUUUCCACCAGUCAUGGUUAUGGUUAGUUACGACACUGGCUCUGUGCUAUUAUGAAGUGAGCUGUCGAUUUACGCGUUCAGCUGAUUUCUUAGUGAACUUCAGGUUUGCACAGCACAAAUCCUGUUGGCCCACUGUUCCCCCUUCUCCAUUUGUGCCCUCCUGAAGUAAUUCCUAUGGCUUGGGGCCAUUUCCAUUUUCCGUAUGGAGUCAUCUAAGAGCCACACAGAUAUGUGCCAUUCGCAUGGAAAGAUAAUGUGACUGUCUGUUUUUAAAAACUAAGGGGGCACAUAGCUUGUUAAGUACAGAGCCCUUUUCCUGCUUGCUGCUUACCUCCCUGCUCUCUGUGCCUUCCAGGUGCAUACCUCCUCAGCUGAGCUCCAAUACUGGAAUUACGUUCAACUUGGGGGGAAACAUAAAAUUUAACCAAUGGGCAACACAACGAUUUGGCUGUCCUUACCCAAGUUCACCUUUUGCUGCUAAAUAUUUUGUUUUCUUCAUUUAUUAUUACAUUUAUACGUCACUUUUUCUCCAAGGAGCACAAGACGGUGUGUAAGCUUCUCUGCCUUCCUAUUUUAUCCUCAGAACAAACCUAUGAGAUAGUUUAGGCUGAGAGACAGUGACUGGCCAAGGUCACCCAGUGAGCGUCAUUGAUAAAUGAGAGGUUGAGAGGCUUCCGGGGGAGGCGCCUCCGGUAAUGGCAGAAUUCCUCUGACCGGGAGGAAUCUGCUCCGUGGAAAUCUGGGUCUGGCCGCCACGGCGAAGGCGGAGACCUGUUAAAAUCACAGGCGGGAGAAGCCUGUGAACGUGGGAUUUGGCGGGCACCUUUUGCGCCUCCCCCACUCGCGGGGAACCCCGGUUUUUGGGGCUCCGGAGCGACGUGGGGUGAGCGGCACGGUGCAUUGAAUCGUCUGCUUCUUCCACGGAGCGAAGCUGCACAGCUGUUGCUGGAGAGCGCUGACCUUUUCCUGUGGACAAUUUGACUUUAGAGUAAUUACCCGUGAGUAGAGCUGAAACGGAAGAAUUGGAUUUCUAAAAGUUUGAUUUGGUAUCGUAACGGGGAGGUUCAAAACAGGAAGUCCGCCUUCCCCUUGUGUAAAUAGACUGAGGCAAUGAACUUGCAAGCUGGAGUCCUAGAAGGUCUUUUGUAAAAGAUCAAAUUUCCAACGGUAAAGAACAUUAAACCCCCUCUUGGAGGCAGGAGAAGAGAGGGGGAAGUUGCGGAUUGAGUAUGCCUGCGGGAGAGAGCGAAGAGAUUUAAAACACCUCCACUCUGACCCUGGAAACGGGCUGCUAGUAGGACUGACGUCUUUUGGAAUGUUCAUUGACAGCGCUUAGAACGUUCAUUGACAGCUAGCUAAAUAAGAGAAAUACAUUGUUUCUACUGUCUCCGGCUGCUUUAAAAAGGAGUAAAAGUAACUGAAAAUUGAAACUAAUUUGAAACUAACUUUGGAUUGUUUAAAAGAGGAUACUAUUGACUAUUACAAAUAGAAACUGUUUCCCCCUAGUGGAAGCCUUUGAAACUGGUUGAUUUACAAGAGUUGGACUAGGGAAUUUCCAGCUGCAGGUUAAAAACCGUGAGACUCUGGGACUGACCUUGAAUCUUUCAAAUGUUAUGGUAAAUGGAAGAGGAAAAACAGACCAGUCAACUGUUGAUAAAACAUUAAGGUCUGGGAGGACUUGGUAACAAUCCAGGAGAGGUCUAUUAUUAGGCCCUCCUGUUCUUUUUUGUUGCUGUCUUUGUACUAGUAUAUUUGAAACUAAGAGGAAUGUCGACAGAAGAGGCUUUGGUGGCUGCAUUAUAUAAGAUAAAUGACUCAUUGGAUCAGCUUCACAGGAAAAUGGACAUGAUAAAUGCGAAAGUGGAUGUUUCAAUUGUUGAGGUUGACUUGAAUGCAGGGAGUAUGGACAAUACCAAUACAGAAACCACCCAGAAAUUGAUACAAGAACCUAUUUUGAUAUGGCAAGCUGUGGAGGAAGUCAAGGAAAAAGCUGUUGCUGUUGAAGGUACAGAAACACAACUGGAGAGAAAGAGAAAGAGAGCCCCAGCCCUACAGAGGCAAUUUGAUGAACAUAAGUUGAUGCUCGCUAUGACUGAACUUAAGGAAAAACAGACGAAUUUGAGGAUUAGAGUUCACCUUUGGUGGACAUGCCCAAGGAUUAAGACACUCUGGGAGAUGAUUCAUAAUGAAAUGAAAAAGGUAUUUAAAUAUACCCUUUUGAAGAAACCAGAGGCCUUUCUCCUGGGCAUGGUCGGUCAAUUGGUGUUAAAGAAGGAUAGAAUUUGUCUCGUGUAUGCAACAAUAGCAGCAAGAAUACUCAUUGUGAAGUACUGGAAGACACAAGAUUUAUCCAUUCGGGAAGCAUGGCAGAUGAAGUUGAUGGACUAUAUGGAAUUGGCGGAAACGACUGGCAGAAAUCCGAGACCAGGGAGAAGAGCUGGUGGAAGAAGACUGGGAAAAGUUUAAGACUAUUUAUAGAAAUACUGUAAAAAUAAUGAAUGUUUGAAAAAUGUUGGAAUGAAGUUAUAUGGCUUUAGUAGAAAUGCUAUAAGGAAUCAAGUAUAAAUAGAUUAAUAGUGUAUUAAAGGGAAAAUAAGGCUAGAAUAUGUCAAGAUAAUUAUAGGAUAGAAAACAGGAAGAUGGAAAGGAAUUGCUGAAAUAAUUAAUAGAAGUGGAAAACAGAAAGGGAGGUGUGAGGAGGUCGUGGAAAUAAGGGAAUGAAAGAUAAGACAUUGAAAUUGUUCUGUGUUUGAAAUGGUUUGUGUCAUGCUUUGUUAGUUUUAUGUUUUUCUUUUUUUUCUUUUUUUUCUUUCUUUUUAUUUUUGUCUUUCUGUUUUGUUGUGUUUAAAUGGUUGAAAAUUAAUAAAUAUUAUUUUUUUAAAAAAAGAAAAAGAUAAAUGAGAGUUUGAAUUCUGGACUCCUAAGUCCUAGUCCAAUACUUGUAAGCACUACACCAUGCUGGCUGGUAUAUAGAUUUCAACAUCCUUCUUUUUCUGUGUCACUGGAGCAUAUUUAUAUUUACAUAACUGAAUCUGCUGCCAGCACCAUAAAGUGAGGGUGGAGGUGUGAGAAGGAAAGCCAACACCCUGCCCUCUCUAUUGCUUCUCUUCCCCACUCCCCAGUUCCUGCCUGCUGUCUCUGGCGAAGGAAGAGGAGUGUGGGGGGAAUUCACCGCCCUGGCAGCGCGAUCCUGGUGGAGUGCCAUCACAGCUGCCCCCCCCCGCCCGUGCUGGGCGCCACGCCCCCUUAGGCACCACACCACGCCCCCAGGAUGCAUGUCACACCCCCGGGACAUGUGCCAGCCCCACCCCUGCCUGCUCUCCGCCCCCCCAGUGCCGGAGCAUGAUGCUCCACCACUGCCUGUUGCAGCCAGUCAUUCUACACAGCUCAGGCGACUCUUCCAGAAAUAUUUAUUUAUUAUUUAUUAUUUAUUUAUUGAAUUUAUAUACCACCCUAUAUCCAUAGGUCUCAGGGUGGCCCACAACACAAAGUUACAGUAUACAAAGCACAAAAUACACAAAUUAAAAACAAUAGAAACACAAUAGAAAUAAUCAAAACAAUUAACAAUACAGUACUAAUGUAUGCACACUAAUGAACAAUACGCACUAAUAAACAAGACAGGUUUCAGGGAGUGAAAGCUUUUUGACUUGUUGCUGCUCAACUUCCCGAUGAGGAGGUAGAGAGGGGAAAGGGAAAAAAUGGAAGGAAGAAAAAGAGGAUAUUGGGAAAUGAGAAAGGAGAGAGUUUCCUGCAUAGUGGGCUGUGGGGGGGGGAAGAAGGUAGCUGAACUAUGGAGGUUCUUUAAUGCUGGCAGUGUCUCGAGAGAAAAGGAGGUGCACUGAAGUGACUUCUUAAGUGCACAAGCCUGGGGAGUAUGUAUGGAGAUCCUGGGCUGCCCAGACAACAAGACCCCCCCCCCAUCUCAUUGAUGUGGUCCAAAGGAAAGCAGAGUUUCUGGAAAGAGGUGUACUCAGCACCUGAUUCCUAUAGUGGGUAAAGAGUGAAAGACCAGGAGAACUGCAAGAUGGGGAUACAGAGAGAUCUGUGGAGGGGGAAAACAGAGAAAAGGGAGUAGAAAAAAUAGAGCUAGGAAGACAAAGAGAACACUAGUGGUGGUGCACAGAUUCCACAUUAACUGUGGAAAAACUUUUUGUUAGAAUUUUAAUUCAGUGCCUUCUUUUUAACCCAUUCUCUGUUCAUUCCUCUGUGACUCUCAGCAUCCCAUCUCACUCCACAGGCCUUUCUGAACACUUCUCCCUGUUAAGACUACAUGUUUUCCUUCUCUCUGUUCCGUAAAACUGACUUUCUUCUCUCUGAGUAUAGAAUAUGCUCUGGAGUCACAGCGAUGACCGCCCCCCCCCAAAAAAAAGGCCAACAGAGAAAGGGUUGUAAAUGAUAAUGAUUGAUCACUAUUUGAUUGUUUUGAUGUUGUUAGCAACCUUGGCUAUUUCUAUGGAAAGGUGGGAUAAAAAUGUUUCAAAUAACUGUCACCAUAAUUAAUGUGCUGAAUUAAAAUCGUAACAAAGGAAGGCUAUAGGAUAUUCCCAUGUAGGCUGUCCCUAAUCUCCCUGGGGAAAAGCAGGGGCUACUGCAAUAGUGAUCAAUCAAAGUAAUUAACUAACUGACAAUAGAUACAGCUAUAAUAUUUGCCUGUACAUGGCAAUGAAACACACUUCAAAGGGGGACGCUGCAUGCUUACUUCUUUGUAGGAAAACCAACUACUGCCAGUGCUCCCCCCCCCCCCAGGUAUUCAAGGGUACACAGUACCGGAACCUCUUCUUUUUGGUUAAAAACUGACAUUUAUUGUAACAACUUCAUAGUGAAUUUUCUAGAAAAAAAGCACUGAUUACUACUAUUAUUCCUACUAAAAUGUUUCUUCUUCUUCUUCUUCUCCACCUCCUCCUCCUCCUAGGCUCUAUGUGCUUUAAAUUCAUAAAAUCUCAGUACAAAAACAUGGCCCAAAUACAGCACAACUUUCACAUAGAAUCAUCUAAUUGUCGGGUUGGAAGGGACCUCAAGGGUCAUAUAGUCCAACCCCCUGCAAUGCAGGAAUCUUUUGCCCAACAUGGGGCUCGAAUCCACAACCCUGAGAUCGAGAAUUUAGUGCUCACCCAACUGAGCUAUGUUUCUGAGAAAGCUGCAAGGGGCAAUUACGUAACAGAAAUGUUAACAGCAGCAGAGGCAAAGGACCUAUGUGGUUGUAGCUUUUAAUUAAAGUGGUAGCAGGUACAAUUAAAUGCUGAUUUGAGAUACCAAAUUUACUGGGGUUUUGUGGGGGCUUCCCCAGAAAGUCCCACUGAUAGUCCCACAGAUUGCACAGCAGCAGCUCUGCAAGCUCCAGCAAGCAUCAACCGCUUGCCGGCUUGUGAUUCCAGGUUGCUAAGCAAAGCACACCUUUGGCGCCUUCCUACAGGCUCAUACAACGACAUGCUGCUGCAGUGGCUUUUCACAGAGCGCCUGCGUGUUUCAGGAAACAGUUUUCCCUCUGCAACACAAGCUCACAAAAGGAUGUGAUGCUUUGCGAAAAGCCACUCUCCCCAUUCCUUUGUCAGCAGCGUAAAGAUGCCAGAAAAAUCCAGCGCACAUCCAUCGUUGCAAAACACGCCGAACAUGAGUUACGAUUCCUGUCUCCUGCAUCUGUCCUUUGCUGAUGUAGAACAAGACAGGAAAUCUGCGGUUGAGGUUCACGCUGAUGUUGUCUUACAUCUGGCACACAGUUCUAUGGUAUUCUGAACUAAGACCCUACUACUCUUUAUCACUAAUCAUUCCCACCUCCACCAUCAAGAUACAUUCCGAAACCCAAGAAGACGCCAAGGGAAAGGGAAGGAGAAAGACAAGGAGUUGAUUUAACUCAUUCUAGGGGUUGGGUAUACAAAACUAUUCAUGCAUUAAUUCCAUCUCAUUCCAAGUGCUUUGUAUUAACCUGUCUUUUUACUACAAUGCUCCAUAUAGGCUGACUCGUUUUGCUUUGCUUUUCCUCUUUUUUAAAAAAAUGGUUUUGGAAUCUGCUUAUCUAGAGCAAAGUUGGGCUAGCUAAUGAAUACAGGUAGCAGUGUAGCAUACCACAUACGUUUGCCAAAUGUAUGACAGCAUCAGGAUGGAGCCUGACCUCUCUACUUCCUGGCUUGUUAUAGCUUGGGAAAGAAAAAAGUUUAGUAUGCUUAAGACUCAUAUUAAAAGUUGCUGUGCUCUAAAAUCUAUAUUAGAUCUUGGACAGCUAAAGAUAAGACUGAUCAUGAAACUAAAUACUGGUGGCUGACUAGGGGUAAAUGUUCGCAAGCUAAUUGCAUUUGUUUUGCAAAAAGAAGAUAGUUUUAUCAGUAGUAUGCCUAGUUCAAGAGGACCAUUUUGUAAUAGCAGAAAGAAAGAUUUAAAGAGAAGAAAGAAACCUACUAGAUUGGCAAAAAUGUAUAAAUCAAAAUUGAGUAAGCUGGAAAUGUAAAGAGAAAGAAGGCACCUUUUAUCAUAUGUGGUGGUCUUGUAGUAAGGUAAAAGUGUACUGGGAAAUGAUAUAUAAUGAAUUGAAAAAGAUGUUUAAGUUAACAUUUGUAAAAAAAACACAGAAGCUUUUCUUUUGGGAAUUAUAGGUGCAGAUUUACCUAGACAGUAUAGAAAUUUAUUUACAACCACAGCUGCAAGAAUGUUAUUUGCCCAAAAAUGGAAAGAUGAAGGAAUUCAGAUGAAAGAAUAAAGGCUACAAAAACUUAUAGACUAUGCAGAAAUGGCAAAACUUAUUGGAAGAAUAAGAAAUCAGGAUAACAAACUUUUUAUAAAGGAAUGGAAAUGGUAUAUUGAAUAUUUACAAACAAAUUGCAAACAGAUAAAAGCACUGGCAAGACUAUUGUAAUAACCUGCAGUUUUUAAAAUACAGAUAUGUGAAAAUAGAUGAAUAAAAGAAUGAUGAUUUAAAGAAUUUAAUAUAACUUAGAAUAUGUAGGGAAUGCUGAUAAAAAUUUAAUGAACUGCAGAAAGAAGAGGAAAGAAGACAAGAUUUGAAAUGUCUGAAUUAUUGUUAAAUUACGACUGAAAUGUAUAUAAAUGAAAAUCAUAAAUAAAAUUAAAAAGAAAGAAAGAAAGAAACUGAUUUUAAAAUGUGAAGAGGGUAGGGGUUGUGUCUGCUUAGUUGCUUAUAAUUCCAUUAAAAUCUUAAUGGAAUAUCAAUAGUCCUUCAAUUGCAUAUUGAUAAUAAUAAUAAUAAUAUUUUUUUAUUUAUACCCCACCCUCCCCAGCCAAGGCCGGGCUCAGAGCGGCUUACAAGCAAUAAUAAAAACAAGAUGAAUGAUUACAACUUAAAACCAAAAAUAAAAUACAACAUUAAAAUAAUGGAACAUUAAAAUAUUAAAAUGUAGCCUCAUUGCAGGAGGAGAAGGAAAAGAAAAAAGAAAGAGAGGGAGGGAGGGAAUCAAAUUGGCUCCAAGCCAAAGGCCAGGCGGAACAACUCUGUCUUACAGGCCCUGCGGAAAGAAAUCAGAUCCUGCAGGGCCCUGGUCUCAUGAGGCAGAGCGUUCCACCAGGCCGGAGCCAGAGUUGAAAAGGCCCUGGCUCUGGUUGAAGCCAAUCUAACUUCCUUAGGCCCCGGGACCACUAGGGUGUUGCUGUUUAUGGACCUUGAGGCUCUCCGUGGGGCAUACCGGGAGAGGCGGUCCCGUAGGUACGAGGGUCCUAGGCCGUGAAGGGCUUUAAAGGUCAAAAGCAGCACCUUAAAUCUGAUCCCGUACUCCACCGGGAGCCAGUGCAGCAUGAAAAGCACUGGGUGAAUAUGCUCCCAUGGCAGAGACCCCGUGAGGAGCCUCGCUGCAGCAUUCUGUACCCGCUGGAAGACAUAAAAAUAAUGGGGCAAGCUAAGUAAUAUUGGUGAAAAGAGGCAGCUAUGUGCAAUAUUUUUAAUGUUUGAUUUCUUACUGUGUUUUAAUUCAUUGGAAGCUGUCCACAGUGGCUGGGGUAACCCAGUCAGAUAGGUGGCAUAUAAAAUUAUUAUUAUUAUUAUUAUUAUUAUUACUACAACUACUGUACAUUUUUUCUUAUGGACUAACAUGACUACCUUUGCUUUUUUAUGAAUGACUGCACUAUAAAGGAACAUAGCUGUAACAAUGUUAUAGAUCCCCUACCAGCUAAUAAUGUGGAAAUUUUCAAUCACAAUGCAGAAAAAGGCAGAUUCCAAGAAUUGUGGUGUGGUGUGAUGUUAUUUAGCAACAUUUAUAUACUGCUUGAAAACCUUUAAGCGGUUUAUUAAAAAUAAUAAUAAAACGUUAAAAACAGGGAUUUAAGAAUAUUCAAAAGAUAAUUAAAAUGAACGGUAGCUAAAAAUAAAUAAAACACAUGUAACUUUUACAUUUUUUAUAGGCUUGCCUAAACAUGGGAGAAUAGAACAAUGUGCUUGUGUAGUACAGUAGAAAUACUAUAGAGAGCUGCAGGAAUUAGUGACAAAUACUUAAAAUUACUUGUCACUAAUUCCUGCAGCUCUCUAUAGUACUUAGAGACAAGUACUUAAAAUUACAGGGUGGCGCUGUGGGUAAAACCUUGCUGAUCGCAUGGUCGGCGGUUCGAAUCCCCGCGGCAGGGUGAGCUCCCAUCUUCGGUCCCAGCUCCUGCCCACCUAGCAGUUCGAAAGCACCCGUAAGUGCAAGUAGAUAAAUAGGUACCGCUUUAUAGCGGGAAGGUAAACACCGUUUCCGUGUGCGGCACUGGUGCUGGCUCGCCAGUUGCAGCUUUGUCACGCUGGCCACGUGACCCGGAAGUGUCUUCGGACAGCGCCGGCUCCCGGCCUCUUGAGCAAGAUGAGCGUGCAACCCUAGAGUUGGACACGACUGGCCCGUACGGGCAGGGGUACCUUUACCUUUACUUUACUUAAAAUUACAGCUCUAGGAUGUGUAUCUAUAUAUUUAUAAUUUUGUUCCCCACUCCCAAGUCAUUUAAAAACCAUUUUUGCUGUGUGCAUGUAGAAAUGGCACUGUAUUUCUAUAUUUACUACAAAUGCUUAUAGGACAUGGAAACCUCUGCUCUUUAAGCUGCUCCUAGCUGAACAUUCAAGGUUGUUUGGUUGUGUUGUAUGAAUUGUCAGAUGACUCUCAAAGUUUGGGGCAAGCUGCCCAGCCGCUUUGAGCUGCGUGCACCAUUCCUUGAUCUCUCUCAGUGUGCUUUUAUCAGGCUAGGAGACGAAAGCCGUGUGCUUAGAAUGAAGAGAGAUGCAAUACAAAACAAGGGCUCAUGGUGCAUCCCUCAGCUGCAGGAUAAGUCUGGUUCCCUCCUAGCUUCACAUUUGAAAAGGAAGACUUGCACACACAGGUGAAUCAAAUGCUGACUCAGCUCUUAACUACUGUCCUCCACCCCCCCUAUGCUUCAGGCACCGUGUCUGCCUUUCAAUAGAUUUUUAAAGCACAACGUGAAUGUUCAUGCAUUUAUCGUUGGCAUUCGUUUUUUAAAAAGAAGCUUUUUAAAAGUGCAAAGCUACUCCCAGCUUAGGGAGCAAAUUUUGCCUUGUGGGUGCCAGCCAGUCAGCUCCUGGCACAGCCAGCUGCUGAUUCAAACCUACAGAACGGCCCACUCCUGCACUCUGCUGCCCCUUGAGAGGAAAGGUACAUUUGGGCUGAAGGCUGUGAUGACACUUCCAGAGCUGACUGCUAUUUGGUUUUUUUUUUAAAGUACACCCCUAUUGUGUUGGCUGCAUACUGUAGUGUUGAAUGUUUGGUGCUGAUGACUAGAGGAGCAACCUCCUGUUUUUCACAGGCAGUUUGCUUCCCUGUGUCCCUCCCUUGUGGAUCUUAAGGUACUCUGUAAAAUAUUGGAUCUGCUUUUAUGGAGUAAAUGUAUUCCCUCCUCCGCACUUUAGUCGAACAUGACUUAAAUACAUCCAAAGUUCUGAGCUGUUCUUUUCCUAUCAGAUUCUAGCUCAAACUCAUUUGGCAUCUACAGUACUUGCCCAACUAAUAAGGCCUUGGCUGUCCAUUUAGAGUGCAUUGAGCUCACAGAGGUGAUGGUAGAGGCUCACCCGCAGGCCAGAUGUGGCCCCUGGGGCUUCCCUGUCUGGUCCUCAGAGGCCUUGCCUCGCCCAUCCUCAGCUGCAAUUAGGCUUGGAAAAAGCCUCUUGCUGCAGCCAAUAAAAGGCUACACACACACACACUAGUCUAAUUGCAUUGUGGGGGACAAUUUCAGAGGGAGGAGGGUUGCAGCUGGGGAGGGAGGUUUAACCCUUCCCCACGUGCUGCAACCUUCACACCAAAAAAUAACCCCUCUCCGGUGCCAUGUUUAGGCUUGAAAAAGCCUUCUAUAAUACAGAAUACAGUAUUUUUCUUGUGUCAGGUAUAAUAUAGAGCAUUUGCCUUCUCUCCAAUCCAAUAUGAACUAAAUCUAAAAUCCAUUCUUUAAGUUUAGGCGAUAAUAUAUUUCAUCAGAUGCAUGAAGUGGAAUGAAAAGUUGAUGAGACGUCUAAAAACUUGGGUGAAGGUACAGUGGAGUUAAAAGCCAAGCGGAGGAAUUAGAGCAGCAGAAAUGUAAAGCGUAUAUAUUCUGUUACCUGGGAUGUGAACUAUAUUUCACAAUUUAAACAUAAAGGUGUAUCUGCUGGAACACCAAAGCAAAAAUAACAAAUCCCCUGGUACGAACAUACAUUUCCUAUGAAUAGGCUUUAUUCUGAGUUAGACCAUUGCUCCAUCUAGCCCAGCCUUGUCUAUUCCGACUGCCAGCAGCCUUCUCAACCUUGCUCCCUGUGAUUGUCUUCAGUAGGGAUUCCAGGGACUGAGCUUGAAAUGUUUUGUAAGUAAAGCAUGGGCUUUACCAGCUGACCUAGGUGAGAGAGCCAGUGUGGUGCAGUGGUUAAGAGCGGUAGUCUCGUAAUCUGGGAAACCGGGUUCGUGUCUCCGCUCCUCCACAUGCAGCUGCUGGGUGACCUUGGGCUAGUCCCACUUCUCUGAAGUCUCUCAGCCUCACUCACCUCACAGAGUGUUUGUUGUGGGGGAGGAAGAGAAAGGAGAAUGUUAGCCGCUUUGAGACUCCUUCGGGUAGUGAUAAAGUGGGAUAUCAAAUCCAAACUCUUCUUCUUCUUCUGAUAUGAGAAGGGAAUGGAGUGGAGUGUGAUUCAACCAGAGCAACCCAACCACCAUUCCCCAAAAGUGGGCUAUGUACCAAAAUGUUGCAUUGACACAGCUGCCACUCCCAUCACUCCUCUCUUGUUUCUGGCUUGGAAAGUGUGUGUGUGUGUGUGUGUGUGUGUGUGUGUGUGUGUACACUGAUGUUACUCGGAGGGGUGGGGUGGAUUUGACCCUGAGGCCUCCAGUUGUUGAUUUCUGUACUAGAUUCCUGCUAUAACAGCAAAUGAAGCACAAAGUACCUUUGGUAUUUUUAUUUUAACAAUGGGAUGCAGUGUCAAUUUGCUAAUGAAUUCUCUUCUGAAAAAUAGCUUCUCCAUUAAUUUUUUAGGAAUUCAAGAGUCGGAAUCUGAUGUGUAUGUGAAAUGCUUUAGUAUGUGACCUCCCAUUGCAGAAAUACCAUUUCACAAUGUUCUACAUUCAUUUCGCUCAUUAGAUCAUGCAGAGCAUCUCACGUUCACUGCAGUUUCGUACUGACGCUAGUAAUUCUUGUCAAUAAACUGUGCCAUGGGGAUCCCAUAUAAUCCUUAAAUAUUCUCCGAUUUAAAGCCCAUAAUGGGCAAUUGUGGCCAUAUGACCGCCAAAUGGCCUGGAAAAUGCUAUAGUCAGAAACAUAGAAAAUCCGUGUAGUGAUAAAUAACAAGGUCGGUGUCAGUUAUAUGUGGUGGCAGUGAUCAAUUCUUAGAAUGGGGUCAUUAGAACUGGAGGACCUGUUGUAAAAUCAUUUGUCGAGGAGUGAAGACUAUAGGUCACACUCUUAGGCUGUGUCCAGAUGGCAGCUUUCACCACAGCUGAUUUAAUGCUGCAGAACACUAAACCAGAAGUGGGGGAAGCUAUCUCAAGGAAGAAGUAGCACCUGUUCUGGGGAUUUUAUGCUGCACUUGGUCCGUGCCACCCAUUCUGACUCUGCUAAUCUUUGGUCUGUUAUGGACUACUUAGCAUAGUCCUCCUGUGGUUUGCGAGCACUAAGGGCUCUGGCCCAGCAUGGCCAGCACUCCCCAUAUGAAGGUGCCCAUAGAUGUCAGGGAAAAAUAACCUGGGAAAAACUAACUGUUUUUCAUAGAAUCUAUGAUUUUUAAGGAAAGGGCUUUUAACAGUGCUGUACCAUUUUCAUUAUCUGUAUUUUAAUAGGUUUUUUAAAUAUUGUGUUAAUUCAGUUAAAGUUUAAUUACUUUUUAAGUUUCAUCUUUUCUAUGUUUUUAGCCUUUUACAUUUUAUUCCAACUUGCUUUGAUUUUUGUAAGCCGCCUUGAGACCCUAUCUGGGGAAAAGGUGGGAUAUAAAAAAAUACAGUACUGCUAGUAGUAAUACAAGCAAUGAACCUUAACAGAGAUGCUGUGGUUUAUAGAGCACGUGCGAUUCUUGGCUGUGUACAUAAUGAGAUAUAAAGCAAGAAGUAUGGUUUUCCCUUUGCUAGGAGAUAACCGGUAUUAGAAUGCUAUACCAUGCUGCAAUUAUCCAUUUCAAAACAUUUCUAGUACGCAUUUCUCGUUUGGUAAAAAAUUGAGAGGAUUUCUUGAAGGAGCUUUGCUGAAAACUGCAGAGCAACUAUCCAAAAUGCUAUGACGUCUCACCGUGGGAAUUUAAGAUGCACUUCUCUGUUUAGGUUAUACAAUGGGAUAUUAAAAAGUAAUUUAGUCAUCUGCAUAGAGAACAACGUAAGGAUAACUUUCUUUUUUUAAAAAAAACUUAUUUAUUAACAGUUUCAUUCUGAUAUAUCAAAACAUUGAGGGGGGAUCUGACUUGCACUUGUAACAUAUAAACUGUUACAAGUGCAGAUUGGAUGUUUUUCAGAAUUAAAAUAUUCAAAGCAGCUUUCAAGAGGACAAGAUACUUAGCAGAUUCCAGCUAUUUCCACCACAGCUCUAAAGAGAUGUUGUUUUCUUUCAUUCGUUUGGGCAUUAGGCUCGAUGGGUCACCUUUUCCAUUACUAGUGUUUUUCAGAUUUUUAGGAACACUUAGUAAUUGUAUGGGGGUGCCGCUCCUUUUUUCCUGUUCCUUGCAAUCGAAGUUCAGGCAGCUGCUUGUAAGUGUCUGGUCUGUUCCUUAUCAAUGCAAAGCUUUCAGAAAGAAUUAUUAAGAAUGCUAAGUGGUUCUCUGACAAUAGUCCCGUCGUUGGUUUUUUUAGCACAUCCCAUUAUUUUCCCAUCUGCGUAUAUAUAUUGGGGGAAGUAUGCUAGAUGUGAUAUCUGAAGGAAGAAGAUUUUUGAUGGUUGUGUAAUUUUGCAGACAGCAGACAUAUAUCAGGAUAAUUAAGGGCUAGAACUAGACAUAUUUAGACUAAACUUGGAAAUAAACACAAAUCCUUAACCAUGAGGGUACUAGCCUCAGGGACUGACUACGUGAGAUUGUAGUAGAUUGUGUGUGAGUCAGUGGGAGAAGGUCUCAGGGCUCUCUCUCAUGAAUCUGCAGCAGUCCAACUAGUGCUUGGAUUGCUCUGCCUUGUAUGCAGAGGACCAGACAGGAUUGGGAUCACGGUUUAAACAGGGCUAGAUGGACAACUAUGAUGCUUUAGUUGAGAUUUAGCCAUUGCUAAGGGUUGAAUUAGAUGACUCUCGGGGUCCCUUUCAACUCUAAAACUCUAUGGUUCUAUGAACUCUUUGGAUCCUGGAUGAAAACAGCAGUGGAAUCCUCUACACUGUUUCCUUAUCUCAUAUUAUCUUGACAGGAACAAUAUGAAGUAUAGACUGUAUAGAGCACCCUAGCACAAACUAUAGAAUCAUGCAUUUUAAGGAAGUACAACCACUAUUAUGAUUUUAAAAGUUAUAACUACUAUUGUGAUUUAGAAAUUAACAACAGCUCCAUUUGCAUGUUCCUGCCUAGUGGAGCAAGUGGGAAGGACAACCAUUUUGAAGAUACUGUAUUAUAUAUUGUACAGUCGUACUUUGGAAGCCGAACGCCCUGGAACUCGGACGGUUUGGCUCCCGAAUGCCACAAACCCGGAAGCAAGUGUUCCGGUUUGCGAACAUUCUUUGGAACCGGAAUGUCCGGCGCGGCUUCUGAUUGGCUGCAGGAGCUUCCUGCAGCCAAUCGGAAGCUGUGCCUUGGUUUCUGAAUGUUUUGGAAGUCAAACGGACUUCCGGAAUGGAUUCAAUUCGUCUUCCGAGCUACGACUGUAUUAUAUAAUAAAUUUAUCUACUGUCCUUCACCCAAAGUUCACAUAUGUUUACAAUAUAAAAACACAAAGGCGUCACAUUAUUUUUUUUUUAAAGCACGUUUAAAAGGCCAUAGGUUGUUUAAUAGCUUCCCCAUGAAGACGCAUUCACUAGAGCCCCCUGCUGGUUGGGAGCACCUGCCCUUAGGCUCUUGUUGUUGACCGUAAAGGAAUCUGUAGGGAAGAAAAGGGUUGAAUUGUGCAAAGUGCGUAGGAGAGGGAAUGGGCGGGCCUCAUCCCCAGUGGGAAGAACAGCGGAAGCACUGAAGCAGGAUGGAAUCGUCUGGGCUGGGGCUGGGCGUGGUGCAAGCAGGAAAAUGCCGCGGGAUAGUUUUUAAUGAAGCGCAAGUGGCCAGGGCCGGGCUGCGUGUUUCAUGGGUGAAUCAUCACAAGUGGGAGGCCUUGGCAUGAGUUAUGGGGUAGGCUUCCGUGGUGGCUAUGCAGGCACAACCAUGUUCCCAGCCUUGGCCUGCUGGAAUCAGAAGACACACACAGAAGCUUCAGCAUCUGACAGACUGGGGAAGUCAAACGAAGAAGCCACACUUAGUUCCCACAAAAGAAAUGUGGAAAUCCAUGUUUUUUCUCCACGUCUGCAGUUUCUGAGUAUAUUCAGCCACAUACAUGUCCUCACCGCCAUAUAUUUCUCCUCAUCUAUUGUAACCCAGCAUCUCACUCUCAAAAUGCUAUGAUAUUCAGAAUUACAAAAUUCAAACAGCAUUGUUUUGGCCUAAAAAAAUUAAAAGUUAGGGAGAAAAACUCCAGCUUGGGUUGAUAUUCUGUUUAUGUACUCAGUGCAGUCCCCUAACCUGUACACAUAAUGUGAAAACAGAUACUGUAUUUACUAAGCAGGUGCAGUUAGAUAUUACACAUGUAGCAAUGAACUUGAUCACCAACCUAAACUCUCCCACCAGCCUGCUCCACUUGCCCAUAACAUGGAUAUGGCUCCUGAUGCCCUCCAGAUGUUGUUGGACCACAAUUCCCAUCAUUCCCUGUUGGCCAUGCUGGAUGGGGCUGAUGGGAGUUGUAGGCUAAUGACACCUGGAAGGCAACUGGCUCUCCAUCCCUGACCUAAAGCAUUGGCCAUGUCCUGCCACAAAAACAGUCUCUUGCCCCAAAUCUAAAUUUUCACGGUGUGGUUAGUAAAGAUCCUUAGAAUGACCCAUUGCCAUCCAGGGUCCUGCAUUAUGCAUCUACAGCAGUGAAUGCUGGUGGGGAGGGGCCUGUGGAAAAACAGGUACAGUCAUACCUUGGAAGUUGAAUGGAAUCCGUUCUGGAAGUCCAUUCAACUUCCAAAACAUUCGGAAACCAAAGUGCAACUUCUGAUUGGCUGCAGGAAGCUCCUGCAGCCAAUCGGAAGCAGCAGAAGCCCUGUCAGACAUUCGGCUUCUAAAAGCAGUUAGCAAACCAGAACAGUAACUUCCAGGUUUGCGGUGUUUGGGAGCCAAAACAUUUGAGAACGAAGCUGUUCGAAAACCAAGGUACGACUGUAUUAUGUGUGGCCUAUUUGCCUUGAACCAGGUUGAUGACCCUUGUCUCCAGUUCCCAUCGUUCCUUGGGGCCCAACCUAGAUAUAGCAUCAGUUGUGUGAAUGCAGUUAACAUGCACACUUUCUGUAAUGUAAAUGCUAAUAGAAGCCAUUUGGGUGGUGGGGAGGGAGAGAAGUUAACCCUUUCUGCCCUGCCACGGUCAUGAUGAAAGUUUGUCUUAUUUCUACUGGCAUGAUGAAUGGGAUCAGACUGUGCAUUGGAAAACAACAAAAGUUUCUGAUGAGUUGGUAGUGGUUAGAGGGCAGUUGGAACCAUCUUGUUUACAUGAAGAGAACAAGGCUGCUGUGGCCCUGGGCAAAGGGUGUGGUGGUGGCAAAGUCCUUUUUGUAGUUUGCUCCUUCUCUUUGUCCCUGUUGUUAUCCAAGGUGGGGCCAGCAUCAAAACCCUGGACAACUCUCAGCCAAGUUCUUUGGAGGUCUGAACUGCCGUCUUUGGACUAUGCAAUAAAUGUUGGGGUAUAUAUUUUUAUAUGAACUGGGCUAUAGAAGCAGGCUGCGUUGAGCACUUUGUCCCUGUGUCUUCUCCUGGGAAUGGUGGUGUGAGGUGGGAAUGGGCGAUGCAGGCUUUGCUCCCCCUGUCACAGUGCUCCCUUCGCCCACAGCUCCUUACAAGUGUGCUCCCUGCAGGAGAUUCGUGGGGGAUCCUUGCCUUCCUGUGUGCCACGCUCUGGAACCUGCCUGUGGUGCCUGCACUGAACAGCACGGACCAAGUGACUACCACCAGACAGUCUAUCCAGCAGACGUACGACCUUACUCGCUACCUGGAACACCAGCUGCACUCGCUUGCGGCUACUUAUGUGAGUGUAGAAGCUUGGAGAGGGUUGGGGACUACUGAGUUGAGCAACCUAGUAGGAAACAGCUCUCCCUUCCCUUGCGUGCCCUUUCUUCUUCCUCUUCCUGCCCAGACUCUAUUCCCUCUCUGUAAACUGUGCUUCACUGUCUCUUUCAUCUCUGAUGUCUCUGUCGCUAGGUGAGGUCAGGCUGCGUUUCUCUCUCUACCGAGUUGAGAAUCCAGUGGAUUGCAGGCACAUGCAUAACUUUAAUCCCAAAAGCUCAGUGCAAAGAGGAGUGUGUCAACAGGCGACAGCAUCUGCCUCCGCUCAGUAUGUGGGGAAGGGAUUCAUGCAGGCAGACAUUCUAAGACUUUAAACUGCCUGCAACACCCUCUUAACAACACCAUCUGCAAAACACGCCACCCCCACCCCGAAAUUUCCUUCUGCAUGGUGAAUAGCUAAAAUACGGCUCUUUCCCCAGCCAUGGCCCUCACUUGGCAGAAUAUCUGACAUGCUUCCCCCUCCCUGCCUUCAGGCACCGGUGGAGUCUCCCUGUUUACAAUCUGUUGUGCAUCUCUUGCUGGGGUGAGGUGAGGCCUUGUCUGUCAGAACUCGCCAGGGAAACGCCCGGCUGCGUGGAGAGCAGAGACUGGGGGCAGACCCUCAUCUAUCUGCAUGGCAUCCCUGCUCCCUGGCCUACCUGGCAUUCCAAGCCCUACCCCUUGGCUGCGUUCCCUGGCACUGAGCAUUCAUCAAGAGCAGUCACAAGAGUGAAACCAAGGUAUUGAUUUGGUUUGGGUAUGGGAAAGUGUAGAGGCUCAUAUUUUCCAGCAUAUCUGGGUUCAAGAAGCUUCCUUUUUUAAACACAAAAUUGAGAAGCCUGGAUCCCCAUAGGUAAAAUAAGAAGUGGACCCACACUGUGGUCUAAACCACAGAGCCUAGGGCUUGCCGAUCAGAAGGUCGGCAGUUCAAAUCCCUGCGACAGGGUGAGAUCCCGAUGCUCGGUCCCAGCUCCUGCCAACCUAGCAGUUCGAAAGCACGUCAAAGUGCAAGUAGAUAAAUAGGUACCGCUCUGGUGGGAAGGUAGACGGUGUUUUCUGUGUGCUGCUCUGGUUCGCCAGAAGCGGCUUAGUCAUGCUGGCCACAUAACCUGGAAGCUGUAUGCUGGCUCCCUCGGCCAAUAAAGCGAGAUGAGCGCCACAACCCCAGAGUCGGUCACGACUGGACCUAAUGGUCAGGGGUCCCUUUACCUUUACCUUAUGUCCAUCUUAUUUGUUGCCUUCCUGUGUGCCACAACAUCAACUGGAACAACAUUCUCUAACAGGGGCCCCCAGUUAUAACACAUAAUUCCCAUAAUGAGCCACUGUAUUGAAAAGCAUUAGAAAUACUUACUGGUAAUUAACUAAAGUUCCGCCCAUCAAGCAGAAGCCUGCCCCUCUAACAAAAGCCUGCCCACAAUAAUGCCCUAUUUUGGGGCUGUUUUUGUUUUUUUACCCGUGAUCUCCCCCAAAAAGCUCAACAACUCCCCCCACCAAAAAAAUCCUUGCUACGCCCAGGCCACUAGGUGGGGGCCUAAAUGCACAAUUAGCAUGUUAAGGCUCAUGGUUCAUCUGGAGGAAGAUAAACCAUAAGCCUGGCAUUGGACAACUUGCUAAGCCAAACCAUGACUUAGCUGGCGGCAGCAGGACCAGAGGAAGAGCAAAGGAGCCACAAUCUCCUCUCCAAGAGCCAGCAUGCUCACACGUAUGUGCUAAGUCAUGGUUUGGACCAGGUCAAUGUUUCAUCUGUCUUCACCUUCCUAUGAGGACAGUAAGGGUGAAUUCCUAUAGAGGCAAUAAUCUAACCCUUCAUGAGAUAUCACUGCAGAUUUGUGAUGCUUUGGAACAUUUGUGGUUCCUUUGGAUACAGCAGUCCUACCUCUUGAGGUUAUGGUUUUUAGGAGCCCAUCCCAUUUCCAUUUGACGGACAAAAAAUGUGUCCCUUCAUGCAGGCUUGAAAGGCCCAUACUUUUCUUUUCACCGGGCUCAUGUGCUCAAAGAUCCAGAAUGUGUAAAGAACACAAAUCUCCUUGCAAACAUUUUUUGGAGCAAGACAGGGGUUGGAAUUGUUGAGCCCUUUUGUUGAAAUAAGAAGUUACUGUUAAGAAGUUGCCUAUCUUUGGAGGGAGCCAGACGUUAACAGGGAGAGGCUAUUCCGUAGAGAUGCCGGGAGAGGAACUGGGGCAGUAAUAAAAGGAAUCUUCUCAUGGCUUAAGGAGAUUAAGACUAGGGAGGACUGCAUCGGCUACCAUUGGAGGUUAUGCUAUUUCCAGCAGAAAUCAGGCCUUCUCCACUAUCAGAGCUCCAGCUUAAAAUUUAGCACUGCGUAGGCCUGAUAUAAUAGCAUAUGCAACCAUUGCAUUUCAUUAUGAUUCCCAUAUUCUCUGUACGUCCUGAUGGUUGCCUCCUUACCUUCAGUGUUCCCGUAAGUAGGUUGGCAUUCACUGAUGCAAAAUGAUUGGCAAUCUGACUCAGCAGGACAGGAAAUGCACACCCAUGUGCCCGCAUGCGCACUGCCGCAUAGCCCCGGGGCUUCUGUAUCAGUAUAGAAAAAGGAAACCAGUCAGUUGUGCUGUCUUGUUGGCUGCUUCUUGAGGGAUGUUGUGAAAUUUCUGCCAAGGGAUUUCUACUGAAGCAAAGCUGCUCCCAUAUGUGGCGAUGUAAGCUGUGGACAGAGGAGGCUAUUCAAACAGCUGGGGGGAAAUGAAAUAAAACAUCUUGACAGCUGAGGAACACUGGGGUCACAGCUGCAUGGGUCUUAUUUGGGGGAUUGGAUGUGCCGUUCAAGUGCAUCAAAUCUCCAAAGUAGGAAGGCCCAAGGUGUUUUCAACCUGCAGUGGUCCUUGCCUGCUUGUUUGCUGGGUCAAUAGGGAGGAUUGCAGGAUUUGGCCAUCAUCUGCUGUGGUGGGCAUGAGCACAUGCAAGGGGGGGAAGUGCCUGCCUUUCCUUUCUAUGCUCCCAGCACUAAGUCCAGUGGCAUCUCUAGCUGGGACCAUGGACAACCACUGUCUAGGCCAGACCUUACAACAAGGGUGGUGUGAAUUUCAGCAGCUCUGUGCAAAUAUAUGAUUUGCAAUUCCUGAGAAUUCUCUGCUUUCUAAUCUUUUAAAACAACAACAACAGAAAACCAAUUUUCUAGCCCAUACAGCUUCAAAGAUAAGUUCGAAUAUAUAUAUAUCAACAACGCCUGAUAAAAUCUCAGAAAACUAAGAGAUUCCCAUAGUCACUUUUUGAUCCUUCUCAAGAGUAGAUGAAACAGAAUAAAUGGUAAAAAGCAAACAAUCCCCCACCCCAUAAUUUCUACAGGAACCUGGCCUUAGUGUUUCCUGGCAUAUUUUUUUAAUAACCUUGAAACAUAAUUUUGGUACCUACCCAUCUUAAAAUUUAAUACAGAGCAAAACUCUAGUGUCCAGAAGAGAGCAUUCAGGCAGAAUCCUUUUGAGCACUGCUGCUGUUGCUGCCCAAAUUUCAGUUGCAUUGUAUUCCCUUCUCCUUGCUCCCACCCAACACUUUCAGCAAAGCUUACCUUGUGGCUCACUUUUAGCAGUUCUGUACUGAUGCUCAGGGAAGCCUGAGAGCCAAUGCACUCUCCUUCAAGAGACCGUUCCUUCCUUUGCCCAUAGAAACAACUUGUUUGUAAGAAAAGCUUGACUGCAACCUGCGCUUUGAAGUCUUGUCUUUUAAAAUUUGUGUUUUUACUAUUGGCGGGACUUCUCUCUCUCUCUCUACUCUCUCUCUCUCUCUAUUAUUGAUGUGAGCUGCUUUCAGAGACCAUCAUUGUCUGAAAAGCAGGAUAAGAACGUAAUAAACAAAUGAAUGAAGGCUCAGAAGCAAAACAAACAAAUAAACAAAAAAACGCACCCAAAUUAAAAGAACCCAAAAUAUCAUUUUGAAAUCUUUUUGAGAUUCACUGGUGGGAUGGGGUGAGUGUGAGGAUAGAAUUCAUUCCUUUUGACCACUUAAGGACAACAGCAUGGCUACAGGCGGUGCACAUGCUGGCCCAAGGUCCUUGGUUUGCCUGAGGGCCACUGUCUGUAUUACGCCCUACAAGAAAAGGCAAAAUGGGAAAGGCAAGCCUGUGUGCUGAAGGCCCACACAAACCCUCUUUAGAUUCUUCAGUAACACGUCUCCCAAUUAGCUUCCCAUCUGACUGCCUCACGCCAUCUUCUUUGCUUAUUCUUAUUUACUUAUUGCAUUUAAAUUCUGCCUUUCCUCACAGGAGCACAAGGCGGCAUGCAUAGUUCACCACUUCCCUGUUUUAUCCUCCCAACAACCCUGUGUGGUAGGUUCAGCUGAGAGUGAGUGACUGGCCCCAAGGUCACCCAAGGAGGUUCCUGGCUGAGUCAGGGUUUGAACCUUGGUCUCCCGGGUCCCAGCCCAGUGCUCUCAUCACUACACCACACUGGCUGUCUAAAAGAAAAGAAAAAACCCACUUCCUUUCUUUGAUCUUAAAGUCCAGGCCCUUUAAGUAUUAGAGAAGUCACGCUUCAGCUUUCCUCCCCCUGCCCCCCCCCCGCUGGUCUCAUGGCGUUGGCCACGUCCCAGCCUGCUCUGUGAGUUGGUUUCUGCUGGCGUGUUGUUUGGGGAGAACCCGUCCCUACUUGCCCCCGGGCGACACAGAGGAAAUUAAUUUGUCUCCUGAGCUUGUCAGAUUGUUCACACAGCCGCAGGCUUUGACACACCUCCCUUCCGCUCUGUGCUUCACCCCACCCGCUCACCCCGCUGCCUGGGCAAUCCUGCUGCCCCUCAGGGCACCAAUGCUGGCAGAGGGGGGUGGGGCGGGGAAUCCCAGGAACGCAGCUUAGCAGGGCAAGCGGGUGUGAAUAAAUGUGUGUGUGUGUUUGCGUGUGUCUACCAGAAUAUUCAGGGCAAAGCAGGGAUCUCUCACUAAGUGCCUAUCUGACCGUGCUGCAGUUGCAAUAUGUCACCGGGUAAAAAGGAGAUAAUCAGCAUGUCAGUGGAUCCCAUAAUAUUUGCAUGCACCGGGCACACAUACACAAUGCAGCUGUUCAGACUAAUAAAGGAUGUCAGUGUGCGCUCAUGCCUGGUGUUGUUGUGCAUAUCGCUAAGGAAUUAAAAUUGCUCGCUCUCAUACUGCCAUACCUCACCGCCUCACUGAGUGGGAGCAGGAGGAAGAGCUUGUGGAAAGGAUGAGUGGAAUGGUAUGUGCAACUGCGCUACUCCCGUAUAAUAAGCAUGUCUAACCACCCGCUUGUCUUUCCACCCUCAGCUCAGCUACCUGGGGCCACCUUUCAAUGAGCCGGACUUUGAUCCUCCCCGGCUAAUCGGGGCAGAGGCUGUGCCCAGCGCCACCGUGGACUUUCAGGAAUGGCACAGCCUGAAUGACAAUGCCCGGCUGGCAGCCAACUACCAGGCCUACAGCCACCUGCUGUGCUACCUGAGCACCAUGGAUGGGAAAUCCCCAGUCGCCAUGCCCACCCUGCGCCACAGCCUCGCACACUUCCGCGCCAGCCUGCAAGGGCUGCUGGGCUCCAUCGCCGGCAUCAUGGCUUCCCUGGGCUACCAGCUUCCGCCCACACCGACGGAUGGUACGCCUCCGCUCCGCAGCCAGUUCCUGCGCAAGAUGGACGACUUUUGGCUGCUCAAGGAGCUGCAGACCUGGCUGUGGCGCUCGGCCAAGGACUUCAACAGGCUGCGCAAGAGGGUGCCCCCUUCUGCUGUUAUGCUGCACCUCGAGAGCAGGGGCUUCUGAGCCCUGCCCUUCACCAGCCUCUCUGCCUUCGCCUCGUCCACUGGCGUCAUACCUGCCCCUCAAGGCCAGGGGCUUUCCAGAGCCCCCCCCCCGAACCCACAGCCUGCCUGCCCCUCUCCACCUCCAACCCACCUCCAACCUGACUCCUGCUGCCACACCUUCAUGGUGCUGCACUGCUCUCUAUUAUGAAGCCGUGCCUCUAGGUGAGCAAACCCACACCUAUCUGUUUCUUCCUUCCCUUCCUUCCUCCGCCUUCUCAGUGGCCUGCCUUUCUCUUGUUCUUCCCAGAGGGGGCCAUUAAUUUUCCAGGAUCAGAUGAAAAGCCCUGCUCCCUCCCACCCCAGUGAUGAGCAAUAAAGCCCUGGCUGCAGGGCAGCGAACAUCUGGCAGCCUCCACCUCUGGCACUCUGCUCUCCUUAAAUGGAGCUCCCCCAGAGCCUGGGUUCCUGCUUGUGCUCUCUCUCUCUCUUUCUCAUAGAGGAUUGUGCCAAUUAGGUGCUUACGAAGGGGGUUUACUUCCCACAAACCUGCCUCUGAUCAAACCCACUGGCUCAAGAUGAUGCCCAGCUCUGGCCUUCCUUUUGGGCCAUGAACUCUGCAGCAGGGGUGGGGAACCUUCCUGAAGCUGGGGGUCACAUCCUCACCUGGUUAAUUCUUUCAGGCGCCAAAAGCAAAUCAGACAGAGCCAGAGCUUGCAGCAGGUGGAGAUACCUUAUGCCGUCUUUCACCCCCCCCCACACAUGUGCACAGACAUGCAUGCAGAGAACUUCCCUCUCUGCAGUCUCAUCUCUAUCCACCAGCUGCUCAGGAGAUUGGGUGGCAGAUGAGUGGUGGGCUGCAAAGGGGGCUGCCCCACACUCUUUCUCAGACACAUGCAUGCACAUUGCGCUGCAAACAUGCACAACCUCCCCUCCCUGCAGUCUCCUCCUGACUGAGGAACAGAUGAGCAACAAGAAAGAGAGCAGUGUCCCAGGCCUGCUCCCUUGAUUCCUGAUCAGCUAGGCAGCAGGUGGGGCUGGAAAAUUGCAGGCUGGCAGUUCCCUACCCCUGCUCUAGAGGCAACCUCACCCCGCAAGGGCAAAAUGGGACUCUGAAUAGGCGUUGCAAUGAGGCAUGAAACAUAAGGGAUAUGGUUUAAUGCAGGCACUGGCGAGCUUUCAGCCUUUUUCUCUCUCUUUUGCAGUGGUCAACUCAAGAGGCUCCCCUAUCAUUCAUCAAAGCCAAAAGCUGCAGCAGAGUUGCCCACGGCAGGGACAUCUUCCUAG